AACUUUCACUCCUUAUAUAAUCCCUUCUGAGUCCCAAGAUACAGGAAAAAUACCAGUAGCAAAGUUUUCCACUUAGUGAGUUGACAACCCUGGAGUAACCCACCCAGGACACUUUAACCUGGGACACAGGACCUUCACAAAUAUAAUCCUAAAGACAAAUAAAGACUCCUAGAGUGGAUUGUGCAUCUUCUAGAGCCUUUGGUGUUCUCUUCAAUAAUUAUUUGAGGAAUUCCAGAAUCCUGGAUGGAACUUUGAGUUGGAACCUGACCUGAUUCCUGGAACUUGCAAGUAAAGUUUUUGAAAUAUUAAAUCAUAUUAUGAAAAGCAUGCUUCACUAACUGAUUCUAAUUUUAAAAAGAUGCAAUGAAAUGCUAAGUAGAGCUGAAUGAUUUACUGCAGUGCAGAACUAAGAAUAUAAUAAACACUCAUUGACUGCUUUCUACAGGCUUUUAAUCUGUCCUUAGUGACUGUAAUUGGAAAAAAAAGAAGGCUUGCAAGUAUCCAGAUAUCCUACGUUUCAUGGCUCUCUGACCCAAUGAGCUUACAAUAAUUUAUAUAUUCAGUCUAUUGAAUAGAUUCACGUAGAGUUAUUGGUCUUCUUGUCUUCUUGAGUUUUAUUAAUGGAAAGUUGAAACUUUAAAUAUGACUAAAGUUUAUUUUAUUAUCAUUAUACAGAAAAUUAGAAAAAGGAAAAUGUUAUAUGAAGGCAUCAUAGUGGACUUCAGGAAUACAUUAAGGCCUUACAGCAAGACAGUUUUGUUCUAGUUUUGUAUCCAAAUUCAGAUUCAACCUGAUAUAUAUCGAGAUCAAAAUCCUUUUUCUUUGCUUUCUGAGGAUUUACACUCUCACUCGCAUAUAUUUAAAACAAUGAAAAAGAAUGCAGAGUUUCUACAGUAAUAUCACGCAAGAACUUAAUCCGGGCAAGAAGAAUUUACUGAGAACACUGCAUAAGUAAUGUUGUUGACAAUGUUGAUAGAGUUAUCAAAGAGAAAAAUAGUGUAAUCCAUUUUAACAUAACAAUCUGGGUACACAACCUCUAAUUUUGAGGAGGAGAAGAAGAAUAUAUCUAUCCAAGUUUCAAAACAUCUAGAAUGGGUUUUGCUGAACUCUUAGACAGAGUUGGAGGGCUAGGACGUUUUCAAAUAAUACAACUUGUCCUGCUCUGUAUUCCAAUAUUUCUGAUGGCUAGUCAUAACCUUCUUCAGAACUUCAGUGCUGCAAUCCCUGACCACAAAUGUAAAGUAAAUGAGAGUGCAGCCUUUAACACCAGCACAAUUGAUAGGGAAGGGUGGAAGAUGGUAUUCUCUCCGAUGGAUUCUGAUGGCAGCAUUGACAGAUGUUUGGAGUUUGUUAACAUUCAGUGGAGGAUGGUGUCUGCAAACAACUCUUGGGACAAUGCCACCAAUGUGGACACAAGAUCAUGCAAAAAUGGAUGGGAAUACGACAAGAAAGAGUUCAGUUCAACUAUUAUCACAGAGGUAAGUGGAACUAUGAAAUAAUUAAAGAAAAUGUGGAGUACGUGUUGUGUUGAGUUGACCUCUCCUAUCGCAAGAUAACAGAAUAAAAUAGAACAAUCCAGUUGUACAUUUGGAAACCUACAAGAUAUGAUCUUUAUUUCAAUCUGCGAGGCACUAUCAUAGUAAACAUGUUAUUACCUUUAAAUGGCAUAGUGGCAUUCAUAGAAUGCUUUUAUAGGGGUACUUUAUUAUUCUAAACCAAAGUGGCCCUGUCUCCAAGAAAUAUUAUGUCCCACAUGUUAUUUUCUUAAAGAGGAGCUAUCAUAUAAAACAGCUCAAAAGUAAAAAGUUAUGAGUUACUUCUUCUUUCUUGACCUCUGGCUCCUUUUGAUACCAUCCUUGGGAAAAGAAGGUCCAUUUCUUGUCAUUAAAACAUGUAUACACACUAUAUACCUAAAUAUUUAGUGUAGAGAACAGAGGCUCCUGGGAGACGUAGUCCGAGGUAAAGUGAUGUAACCCAACACAAAAAAAUGCAGGUUUAAAGGAACACUGUGGUGUAAGGAAUACAUACCUGUAUUCCUAACGCUAUAGUGCCCCAUAAGCAGGUUUAUUUUAGGUCCCUGACCACUCCCCCACCAUUUGGAGUAAAAACAUGAAAAAAAAGUUUCUUACCUUUACUACAGUGCCAAGGCUCCCUGAGCAAUGCCAGAUGCUGUGCCUCCAACAACAUCUUCUGGCCUUCUCGACAAGUCCAAUCCAAUGCUUCUCAUAGAUGCCAUGGCAGCCCAGUUGCUAGUAAAUAAAUAAGGGGGACCUGGAACAGUGGGAAUUGGUUGGGGGAUUUAUAUUACAUGACAGGCCAGUGGGUGAAACUAAUACAUUUUAAAAAAAAUGUGAGGGGACAUUCUAGUGCCGCAAUCACUCCCACCUGUGUUCAGCACAUGCAGGCUACUUAUAAAAAUAAAUGAGGAGGUUCUGCUUUGCCGACAGUCCGCACCCUGUGGCAGUUGGUAGGGGCUAUUUAUUCAAUAAGAAAUGGAAAAACCUAAUGUGCCCCCCAGCUAUUUUUCAUUUUUUUGUGUGAAUCCGGUCUUUUUUUAAAUUUAUAAUUAAUUUGAAGGGGGAGGGUAGUUUCUUGUGGGCCUGAAGUAAAGAGGAUUUAGGAAGAAAGAAUACAUCUGGUAAAUAUAAUUAUUUUGCAGGGUUUUAGAUUUAUUGGGUGAGGGAAGUAUGCAGAUGUUUUUUUUGAGUGAGGGAGGGAGGAGCUAGGUGCUUGGGGACCUCUAGCCACCCAAGGGGUUUGGGAGGAGGACAAUUGCUAACGUUUUGGAGGGGUUAAAAAUGGUAUUUCAUCCCCUUCUUUAGUUUAUUAGUAGUCCUGCCCACUGUAAAUGCAUGGGUGGGUGUUGGGUGGGACAUUAUGUCCCCCAGCCUAUUAAGUUAAUAGCCCCCACCUACCACCCAUGAAUGGGGCCUUGGGAGAAACAUUAGCUCCCUCAGGCUAUUAAAAAAUGACCCACCCACUGACCAUGGUCAUUGCUGCCCAGUCACUAGUUAAUAUUACAGCAAGCCGUCACUUAUUUAGUAUAAAUGCUCCCUACUGAGGCAUGGCAGAUGGGGGCAUAAGGGAGAUUUAAAAGCCUUCCUUGUAUUAUUAUGAGAGUGAUUUGGACCCCAUAUAGGCUCUUCUAUGAUAAUCUGCGAAUGUGCAUCCUGCUGGAUACAUCUAGUCUCGAUUUUUUUAAAUUUGGUGCUUUGUACAUAUUACUAUUUUGUCGAUUCUGACAAAAUCUGGUGUUUAGUAAAUAACCAUUUAAAGGCAUCCUGCCUUCACAUCCUAGAAAUGGCCUCAAAGAAAAAUUCACCAUUGGUAGGCACUACUGUAUUCUGAAAAUAGAAUGUGGAUCCUGCAACAUUCCCAUCAAUUUGAAUUUAAAGGGACACUAAAGGCACCCAGACCACUUCAGCUCAUUGAAAUGGUCUGGGUACAGUGUCCCUAUAGCCCUUAGUGCUGCAAUGUUAAAGAGAAAAUACACUGCUCAAAAAAAUAAAGGGAACACUAAAAUUUAAAUAACACAUCCUAGAUCUGAAUGAAUUAAAUAUUAUUCUGAAAUACUUUGUUCUUUACAUAGUUGACUGUGCUGACAACAAAAUCACACAAAAAUUAAAAAAUGGAAAUCAAAUUUUUCAACCCAUGGAGGUCUGGAUUUGGAGUCACACUCAAAAUUAAAGUGGAAAAACACACUACAGGCUGGUCCAACUUUGAUGUAAUGUCCUUAAAACAAGUCAAAAUGAGGCUCAGUAGUGUGUGUGGCCUCCACGUGCCUGUAUGACCUCUCUACAACGCCCAUGCAAAUCCUGGACAGUCUGUGGUGCUACGUGACGUUGGUGCAUGGAGCGAGACAUGAUGUCCUAGAUGUGCUCAAUUGGAUUCAGGUCUGGGGAACGGGCGGGCCAGCCCAUAGCAUCAAUGCCUUUGUCUUGCAGGAACUACUGACACACUCCAGCCACAUGAGGUCUAGCGUUGUCUUGCAUUAAGAGGAACCCGGGGCAUAUGGUCUCACAAGGGGUCUGAGGAUCUCAUCUCGGUACCUCAUGGCAGUCAGGCUACCUCUGGUGAGCACAUGGAGGGCUGUGCGGCCCCCCAAAGAAAUGCCAUCUCACACCAUUACUGACCCACUGCAAAACCGGUCAUGCUGGAGGAUGUUGCAGGCAGCAAAACGUUUUCCACUGCGUCUCCAGACUCUGUCACGUCUGUCACAUGUGCUCAGGGUGAACCUGCUUUCAUCUGUGAAGAGCACAGGGCGCCAGUGGCGAAUUCUCUGUCAAAUGCCAAACGUCCUGCAUGGUGUUGGGCUGUAAGCACAACCCCCACCUGCGGAUGUCGGGCCCCUUAUACCACCCUCAUGGAGUCUGUUUCUGACCGUUUGAGCAGUCAUAUGCACAUUUGUGGCCUGCUGGAGGUCAUUUUGCAGGGCUCUGGCAGUGCUCCUCCUGUUGCUCCUUGCACAAAGGCGGAGGUAGCGGUCCUGCUGAGUUCUUGCUCUCCUACGGCCUCUUCCACGUCUACUGAUGUACUGGCCUGUCUCCUGGUAGCGCCUCCAUGCUCUGGACACUAUGCUGACAGACACAGCAAACCUUCUUGCCACAGCUCGCAUUGAUGUGCCAUCCUGGAUGAGCUGCACUACCUGAGCCACUUGUGUGGGUUGUAGACUCCGUCUCAUGCAACCACUAGAGUGAAAGCACCGCCAGCAUUCAUAAGUGACCAAAACAAUAGGCCAGGAAGCAUAGGAACUGAGAAGCUGUCUGUGGUCACCACCUGCAGAACUACUCCUUUAUUGGGGGUGUCUUGCUAAUUGCCUAUAAUUUCCACCUGUUGUCUAUCCCAUUUGCACAACAGCAUGUGAAAUUGAUUGUCACUCACUGUUGCUUCCUAAGUGGACAGUUUGAUUUCACAGAAAUGUGAUUUACUUGGAGUUACAUUGUGUUGUUUAAAGGACCACUCUAGGCACCCAGACCACUUCAGCUUAAUGAAGUGGUCUGGGUGCCAGGUCCUUCUAGGGUUAACCCAUUUUUUUAUAAACAUAGCAGUUUCAGAGAAACUGCUAUGUUUAUCAAUGGGUUAAGCCUUCCCCUAAUCCUCUAGUGGCUGUCUCAUUGACAGCCACUAGAAGCGUGCUUCUCACUGUGAUUUUCACAGUGAGAACGCACGUAAAGCUUUGUGUAAAUGCUUUCCUAUGCGGCGAGCUGAAUCUUGGCGCAGCUUCUUGCGGCGUGCGCAUUCAGCCAGGAGGAUGGGAGGGAGGAGAGAAGGAGGAGAGCUCCCCGCCCAGCGCUGGAAAAAGGUAAGUUUAACCCCUUUUCCUCUCUCCAGAGCCGGGCGGGAGGGGGACCCUGAGGGUGGGGGCACCCUCAGGGCACUAUAGUGCCAGGAAAACGAGUAUGUUUUCCUGGCAGUAUAGUGGUCCUUUAAGUGUUCCCUUUAUUUUUCUGAGCAGUGUAUAAUGUUUACAUUGCGGCACUAAGUCUACCCCCAGUGGCUAUCUCCCAGACGGCCUCUAGAGGCGCUUCCUGCAUCCAAACAGACCUUUGGUCCGGUAUCUGAUGCUGGGCAUCUUCACGCUCUGCACGAGGACAUUCAGUGUCAGAUAUUUCUCCAUAGGAAAGUAUUUGUUCAAUGCUUUCCUAUGUGGAAGUCUAAUGCGUGCGUGGCAUUUGCUGCACAUGCGCAUUAGCACCGGCUCGCCGUGGCUCUUGGAUAAGGUAAGUAAAUAUUCACUGACUUGUGGGGUUUUGAGGAGGGAGGAGGCAGAGGGAACUAUAUCUUUGCAUUCCUGGCACUUAUAGUAUCCCUUUAAAGUGUGAUUAUGAGUGAUUAAUUAUUACGGAUGUUUUGUGUAUACAUAAAACAAUAGAAUUCCAUUAAUAAAUCUACAAUUUAAAACAAGGAAAUUGAAAGUAGAAUUCCACUACUUUCAGCAAUAUAUCUAAGAACAUAAUCCGAGACAAGAAGAAUUUAUAAUCAUCUUUAAUUCUGUUUCCGAGCUCUGAAUAAAUAAUGGCUCUUAGAAUAUUUAAAGAUUAAGUUAUUAGCAAAGAGAAAACUAGAUUGCUGCAAUUUCAAGUGUAACUUAUACAUAUCAAAUGACUUAUUGAAAACAAUUUACAUCCAUUCAGAUAAACUGCUUUAACAAUGUUGUUAGAUUUUAAGAGUUCUCGGCGUCCUGGAAGUUAUUCUUUAUUACCCAUAAGACACACGUUAGCAUGUCCCUCGCACCAUGGAACAGUUUAUAGCAGAAGAGACCCAGGGUCAGAUUUAAUGCAAAAAAUGGCAGACAAAAAUAUUUAUUAUACCAUUAUUUCACUUUACCGAUAAAUAAAAACAUCCUUUAGCCACUAAAAUGUUUGUGACAGAGACAUUUUGAAAAAUAAGUAGUUACAACUCAUGGAAAAAUAAACUUAUGAAUGAAUAAAUAAAUUAAUUAAAUUGUUAACUGUAGAAUGACUGCUCUCACUUGAUAGAGCAAUUUUGCCCAUCUUAAGUGGAAAUUAUUUUAAGUGGAAAUCAUAGGCGUAACUAGAAACCACGGGGCUUUGAUGCAAAAAAUUGCCCUGACCCCAUUCCCCAUGUGUCAUUCCCACCCGGCCCCUUCAUCUGUCUAUUCCUCAUUAUCCCCCAAACCCCUCCAUGUGUCUCAUCUUCCCCCAACCCCUACAUGUGUCUCAUUCCCCCCAGCCCCACCAUGUGUCUCAUUCUCCCCCCAGUCCUUCUAUGUGUAUCAUUCCCCCCAGCCCCUCCAUGUGUCUCAUUCUCCCCCCAGUCCUUCUAUGUGUAUCAUUCCCAGCCCUCAUGUGUCCAUUCUCCCCAGUCCUUCUAUGUGUAUCAUUCCCCCCCUCAUGUGUCUCAUUCUCCCCCAGUCCUUCCUAUGUGUAUCAUUCCCCCAGCCCUCCAUGUGUCAUUCUCCCCCAGUCCUUCUAUGUGUAUCAUUCCCCCCAGCCCCUCCAUGUGUCUCAUUCUCUCCCUCAUCUCAUUCAUGUGUCUUAUUCUCCCAUGCCCCCAGCCCCUCCGUGUGUCUUAUUCUCCCAGCCUCCUAGCCCCUUCAUGUAUUUUAUGCCCCAAUUCUACCCCCCAGCUCCUCCAUGUGCGUUAUUUUUCCAUUCUGGCCCCCAUGUGUGUUAUUUUCCCAAUCCCCACAGCCCCUUCAUAUGUCUCAUUAUCCCCCCAGCCCUUUAAUGCGUCUUAUUUCACCAUUCUACCCCACAUUUGUCUUAUUCUCCCACUCCACCACAGCCCCUCCUUGUGUCGCAUUCCCCCUCCCCUCCUGUACCGGCGUGGCCGAGCAGUACCCGUUCUGACAUAAAGUGCUUGUUGCUCUCAGUAAUUCCGGUCAGACUUGCUGACAUUGGCCCUGUAAGUUAUACAAUUGUAAGUUAUACAAUAAAAAUAGAGUUAGGUCGCGCCACAGUAAAAACAAUAAAAUAAUAUAGUACCAGUAGUAUACUUACAUACAAAUGUCAAAAUGUCAAAAUGAGAUAUAGAAUAGUCCUGGUUUUAAGACAUAUAAAUAGAAGUCCAACUCGACUGAGGAACUUAGAGUGUGAUAUGGAUCUGUGUGUAGUGAAGAUCGUGAAGUAAUCGGAUAUUUGGGUUCCGUAUAACAUGCAAAUGAGAAAAAAAACUCCAAUAGUGUAAUCUGUAUCAGGCAGUCAAAACAGGGGAACUUCAUAGCAGUAAUACUCCUACUCACCUAUUAGAGCACAAGGUUAAGGGGCCAAUAUUCCUUUAAUAGUACACACAUAAAAAGCAUUAAAAACAGCCAAAACGCAUUUCGCCAACACAGGGCUUCAUCAACUGGCAGUUAUGCCUGCUUAUUGGUCACGUGGGUUAUUAGUGCUGCUGGGCCCCCUGGAGUAAAGGGUCCGGUAGCAGCUGCGACCACUGAGACCAUGGUAGUUAUGCACUGGUGGGAAUUAUGUAUUCCAUAAACCUCUGCUGGGCAGCAGUUUAGGGGAUAACAUUAUUUUCCUGAUUAUGGUGGGCUUUGUCUGUAUCUGCAGUCAGGCCCACUAAACCCACCCCAAAGAAUCUAAGGAUUUUUUCUCUCUAAGAAAUACUUAAAUAUAAAUAAGAACAUUGCCAUGGGUUCACAGAACUUCCAUAUGAUCACUCAGAGGAAAUUUGAAAUUAGUCCCAUCAUUAAUUAAUGAAAAACAUGGAAUGCCAGGAUAUGCUAAGCCCCUUUGUUCUAAACAUAUAAAUCAACACACUCUCUCUGACCCUUGUAGACAGGGGUCCCAAUUCCACAGCCACUUAUUCCAUAAGUUAAAGUACAUAAAUUGGUAUUCCUAUCCAGCCCUCAUUAUUACUAAUUAUGUAUCAAAAUGGGAUUGUCUACCAUAAUUUUAGAGGGAAAAAAAAAAAUCACACUUAAAAUAUAGAGAAGUCAUUAAAUCCUAACCCCAGUAAAUUUAUUUUGUUUACUUGUAGGAGUGGAGUAUUUGGCCACAGACAGAUCAGGCUAGCAGCAGCCAGUAAUUGUUUUAAUUAGUUUAUCCUCUGAUGUUGAUGCAUUUACUGGAAGAGAAGAAAGGUUAGAGUCGAGGUUUAGAGUGCCACUAAUCAUCCAGGUAGUAGAGGUGGUGAAUGAUUGAAGAAAACAAGUAAAUAAGCAGAAAACUGCAAAACAAAUCCGUUAUUAAUGUAUCACUGUACCGUGACUGAUUACUUGUAUCUAAAUCAGGGGUAGGCAAGCUUCCGCAUUCCUGAUGUUAGGGACUACAUCUCCCAUAAUGCUCUUUACAGCCAUAACGCUGGCAAAGCAUCAGGGGAGAUGUAGUCUACAACAUCUGGAGUGCCGAAGGUUGCCUACCCCUGAUUUGAGCGUAAGGAGAAAGUUUAAACAGAUUUUCUUUUCAACAUAUAUCUCAUUCUGCUUUACUGAAAGACCUGCUCGAAGACAUUUCUGAAGUGUAUAAAGCCAGCCAGAAAAGCCAGUGACUGCUGAGAGAGGUCCCUGAUCCUCGGGUGCCUUUUAAUCUAGUGAGCAUGGUUAAUUGAAAGCUAAUUAAUGAUUUGAGUACAAUCUGAACCUAACUUGGAAUUAUGUGUACAGGACUUUGUAUAGAAUGCAGUAGUGUUAGUGGUCAGUUUAUUACGCAGAGGUACAUAGUUAGGUAGUAUUUAAUGAUAUACACUCUCUGUUCUACCAAUGGGAGGAAUUAAUAUUGCCUACAGUUGUUGCCAUAAAAUAUGUUUUUUCUUCUACUACAGAAAGUCUAUAUGUACUAUCGUACCUAUUUAUUUAAGUUACAUUAAAGUGAUUUGCAUUGCAGUGGGAUUUAGUGUGCAGCCAAAAGAAUAAACGUCAGUUGGCACAGUCCAUAUACAUGGCAGGAGUGUUGGUGGGAGCCAUCAUCCUAGGUGGUCUUUCGGAUAGGUGAGUAGGUUACAUUGUAUCCUCCAUUUUAACAGUACACGUUUGUUUUCAUAAAAUGGGUUUGACAUCAGAACAUUUCCUUGCAUCAUCACAUUUGAAAACUGUGUAUAUAUCUUGUUUGGAUCAUUUGUUAAUCUGUUGAGCAGUUUAUACUAAUAAAAAAAAAGGACUUUGUGUGGGCGUGCUGCAUGUUCAGCAUCGACAGUCAGUGGAAGAAACAAAAUAAUAAAAAAAUAAUCAUCUCAACUGUGAUUGGCAGUUGGCAUCACAUUUUCUCUACAAAACUUCUAUUCAAGAUGGCUGCCGUCACACUGGUAAACAGAUCCUCAAGUAAUUACAGCAAGAUAGGCUUGCUAUAGAGUGGUGUAAAAAUAAUUGUUGUGUUUUGAGAAUCCAAUUUUAAGUAAAGAAAACAUAAAACUACGGGGUCACUUUAAACAAACCUGCUGUUCUUUCAAGUCAUGAUAGACACUGGGAUCUAAAAGCAUUUUCUGGAAUUUCUCUAGGUAUGGACGAAGAGCACUACUCAUCUGGUCUUACUUACAAAUGGCUGUCAGUGGGAUCUGCACUGCAUUCUCCCCAAAUUACAUCGCUUAUUGCGUGUUCCGUUUCCUUGGGGGAAUGGCUUUGUCUGGAAUUAGUCUGAACACCACUGCGUUAAGUACGUAGGUAUAAGGGAAAGUGGAAAAAAAUGCUAUGGGAUUUCUAUUGUGCCUGUUUAUAAAUAUCGCUUUUUUUGUUAUUGUGAAGUUGGCAAAUGGGUGACUAUAGUGAAGGCCAGCAGAACAUAUACAGAUAUAAAGAUAUAAUUGUGAAUUACAAAUAUUUUUUGAAAAAAUAUAGAAUCAAACCCAUCAUCCCUUAGCCCCUUUUAAUUUAUUUUUUUAAGACAGGGAGAGAUCACUGUGGACAAACUACAGGUUUGUUGAGUAUGCUGUAACAGUGGUUUCCAAACGUUUUUCUCUUGAGUACCUCUUGGCAUCCCAUUUCCAUAUUAUUGUAAUUAUUUUAGUUGCUGCUAUUUCAAAUUUAUAUGCCUUUUUUCUGUCCCAUCUCCCAUUUUUCUCUGUUCCAGGCUCACCACAGUACAGAUACAAACAUGUGGAUACACAGACAUACAGAUGCAAACACUGACACAUAUACAGUUGCACAGAACCAAUGAUACACAUACUGGCAUACAUGCAGAUACACAUACUGACAUACAUAUAGUUACAAGGGCAUACUGAUAUAUACACACUAACACAUAUACAAAUGUACAGACACACAGGUACAAACACUGCCACACAUGCAGAUAAACAAAUGGCAACCCUUAUAUAAAUAAAGUUGAGCAGACACACUGAUAACCACACUGCCACACAUAAAGAUACACAGGUACAAGCACUGCCACACAUACAGACACGCAGAUACCCAUGCAAAUAUACACAGAGACACAUAUAUGUACAGACACACAUACAAACACUGCCACACAUACAGACAGAUGAAGACACACACACACUGCCACACAUGCAGAUUCAUAGACACACAGAUACAAUCACUGACACGCAGACAGAUACAGACACCGAUACACAUGCAGAUAGAAAGACACAUAUAUUGACACACAUGCAGAUAAACAGACACACACACAAAUACACACAUAUACAGAUACACAUACACAGAUAAACUGACAUAGAGAUACACACACUGACACAGACAUACAGACACACACACAUAUACACUGACACACAUGCAGAUACAGACAAUUAGAUACACACACUCAUACACAUACAGAUACAAUGACAAACACAGAUACCAGAGCCGGCCCAAUAAUUUUUCUGCCUGAGUUUCCCAAAAAUACGCCACCCAAAACACGCCCACAUUCAUUAUGUUGCAUUAUGAUAAUUAAAACUAAAAUUGAAUAUAUCAUCAUUAGAUAAAUACAUUCCAGUAACAUGUUUAGAUCAAUGCACACUAAAUUAAACGUCACAACAUAUAUGCUCCUGCAGUGGUAUUAAAAUAUUAUCUAAGUACAAAAUACAUCAAUCACUAGCAAUAACAAACCAAAAAGGAGUAAGUUAAUUUGUCAUGUUGGAUGUAUGCCAUUAUUCUGGGGAUGUAGUGGUGUGCUGGGGAUGUCAUGUGUUUGUGUGUGUGUAUGUUGGGGAUGUAGUGUGUCUGUGUGUGUAUGCUGGGAAUGUAGCAUGUAUGUGUGUGUGUGCGCUAGGGAUGUAGUGUGUCUGUGUGUGCACUAGGAAUGUAGCAUGUCUGUGUGUAUGUGUAUGUAUGCUGGGGAUGUAGUGUGUGUGUGCUGGGGAUGUAGUGUGUUUAUGUGAGCUAGAAAUGUAGUAUGUCUGUGCGUGUGUAUGCUGGAGAUGUGCUGUGUCUGUGUGUGUGCUGGGGAUGUAGUGUGUGUGUGUCUGACUCCUGCACUCCUGCAAGUCCCGCUGCCUGUGCUGGUUAUUUGGCCAUUACAGCACACAUAGCCAGACACAAAGGAGAAUUCUGAAACUCUCGGGGGCUAGCCCACAGCAACAGCCAUGCAGCAAAUCGCUGUAAGUGAAGUUUCAGGACUCACAGCUGGUAAUCUCAGAGUGCCAGAACUUCAGUAGGAUCAAUGUUAUAACCCCGAGGACCCGGCCAGCCUCCCUCUGCAGAUUACUAUGAUUUUUUUAAACUUUAUUUCGGUGGACGAGCUGAUCGGUGAAGACUGGGCUUUCCUGGCACUUUGACAGGGGUGAAAUAUAGAUGCACACACACAAACAGAUGACACACUGACACACACAUACAUACAGAUGCCCACACUGACACACACACAGAUACACAGACAUACAGAUGCACACACUGACACACAUACAGAUAUACAGACAUACAGAUACACUGACACACACACACAGAUACACAGACAUACAGAUACACACCCAGAUACACUAACACACAGACAUACAGAUACACUGACAUCCACACACAGACAUACAGAUACACUGACAUCCACACACAGAUACACAUACAUACAGAUACACACACAGAUACACAGACAUACUGAUACAUAGACAUACAGAUGCACAAACAGAUACACUGACACACACACACGGAUACACAGACAUACAGGUACACACAGAUAUACACACACACACACAAAGAUAAGCAGACAUACAGACAUACUGACAUACAGAUACAGAGACAUACAAAUACACUGACACACACAGAUACACACCCAGAUACACUGACACACAAAGACAUACAGAUACACUGACAUACACACACAGAUAUACAGAUACACACAUAGAUACACUGAUACACAGAUACACUGACACACCCAGCGAUAUACAGAUAAACACACAGAUACACACACACACACAGAGUUACACAAACAUACAACUACAGUGACACAUACAUACAGAUACACACACACACACACACACACACAGAAACACACACAUUCAGAUACAUAGACAUACAGAUACACAAACAGAUACACUGACACACACAUAGAUACACAGACAUACAGGUACACACAUACACACACACACACACACACAGAUACACAGACAUACAGAUACACAGACAUACAGAUAUACUGACACACACACAGAUAUACAGAUAGACACACACACACACAGAUAAACAUACAUACAGAAACACACACACACACACACAGGUACUCACAGAUACAAACACUACAUACAUACUGACACCCAAAACACACACAUAUAUACCUUUUGGGUGGCUUCUGUGGCUGAGGCUCUGGGGAGUUAAGGGCUAUCUCCUCUCCCAGUCCCCUCUGUCCCGCCCCCCUUUGCGGAUUGGUUACAACUGGGAGGAAGUGUGCGUCUUGCUCUCACUUGCUCCCAGCGCUAUUAAAGCGCUACAGAGCACGACCGGGCCCCUCAUAGUACAUGUCCAUCGGGUGGUCCUGAGUGCAUGGGCCACUCGAUGGACCCACUCACCUUGCAGUCCCCAGUCUUUGCGGGCCAGUUGCACCACGUUUUUUUCCGCGUAUCCCCUUGGGUACUUAAUUGUACCCCUGGUGUACGCAUACCACGGGUUGGGAGCCCCUACUCAUAAAGAUUAAUAGGUUUUUUUACAACUCUUCUAGGUUCUCUGUUAGUCAUUAAAAAAAAAGCAAUGGAAUAAAAGCCUAUGGGGUUGCCCACUCAUAUAAGUACAAGAGAUGUUUUACAUAUGCUCUCACUCGCCAUGGCACAGUGUGGGCAUGUCCACUACACAGCAAGCAGCUAGUAGCUCCCUGUCCUGGGGACCAGGGGUCUCUAAGGCAUCAGCAAUAGCUGCCCAGUCACCAGUAUUUGAAAGGCAGCAUGCAGUCACUGAUGCCCUCCAUGCUUUUCCACAAAAUGUUUUGAAACAUUAUGAUUCAUACAUUUCUUUUAUAUAUUAUUAAUAUGUUCACCAAUACGGACUUUGUUAUAUUUUUCUUUCCUCCACCUUUGUUCGGCAUACUAGGGAGCCCAGGAAACAACUUCAUGUAGUAAACGUAAGAAACACACACUGAUCACUCACAACAUUAAAACCACCUACCUAAUAUUGUGUAGAUCCCUUUUGUGCUGCCAAAACAGUUCUGAGGCGUCUUGGCAUGGGCUCCACAAGACCUCUGAAUGUGUCUUGUGGUAUCUGGAACCAAGACAUUAGAUCGUUUAAAUCCUGCAAGUUGUGAGGUGAGUCUUCCAAGGAUUGGAUCUGUUGUUGUAACACAUCCCACAGAUGCUGAAUCUGGGGAAUUUGUAGGCAAAUGGAACACCUUUGUCAUGUUCCUCAAACCAUUCCUGAACAAUUUUUAAAUUGUGGCAGGUAGUAUUAUUUUGCUGAAAGAGGCCACUGCCAUCAUGGAACAACAUUCCCAUGAAGGGGUGUACAUGGUCUGCAACUAUCUGUAGGUAGGUGAUACAUGUCACGGCAACAUCCACAUGAAUGCCGUAACCAAGGUUUCCCAGCAGAACAUUGUCAAGAGCAUAACACUGCCUCCACCAGCCUACGUUCUUCCCAUAGUUCAUCCUGCAGCCAUAUCUUUCCCAGGUAAAUGUUGUUCAUUUAUCCGGCCAUCCACCAGAUCUAAAAUAAAACAUGAUUCAUCAAACCAGGCAACCUUCUGCUCCGUGGUCCCAAGGCCAUCUUUAAUAGUGAUUGGGCCCUGGGCAAGCCUUUGAUGGGGCCCCUGACCUCCACUCCCUGACAUGCAAUCACUCUCUUCACUUCCCAACACAGUAGCCGAACCAUUUUCCCAUGUUUGCAGAGUUGUAUUUAGCACUGAGCUGUGUUUGUGUGUUUGAAUGGAAGCAUGUUUUUGUAUGGAAUAUGUUUGUGUAAAUGUAGGGGUGUGUUUGUAUGUGGUGUUGGUGUGUGAAUGCAAGCAUGAAUCUAUGUGUAGUUUUUUUUUUGAAUGCUGGGGUGUAUAUUUUUGGUGUUUAACACAAAGGUGUGUUUGUAUGUACUGUUGACGUUUCAAUGCAGAAUUAUGUUUGUAUGUAGUGUUGAAGGUUGAAUGCAAGGGUGUACUUGUGUGUAGUGUUGGCGAUUUGAAUGAUGAGAUGUAUGCACAUGUACACAUACACUGCCACACAGACACACUGUGAUACACAUACACACACACACACACACAGAAACACAUGCAGAUACACAGACAGAUAUAAACACUGACACUCACACUAACACACAUGCAGAUACAGACUGACACAGAUACACACACUAACACAUACAGACAUACAGAUACACAACCCGACACACAUACCGAGACAUAUAUACAAACACUGACACAUAUGGAUACUCAGACACACUGAUGCAUAUACUGACACACAUGCAGAUACACAAAUAAAAACACUGACUAUAUACAGAUGCACACACAAAUAUACACACACAGGUACACACACUGACAACAUACAGAUACACAAAUACAUACAAUGAUAACAUACAGGUACACACACUGACACACAUACAAACACGCAGAUACACAUAGUGACACACACUGACAGACAUACUAAUACACACACAGAAAUAGUGACACACACACAGACACCCUGACAGACAUACUCACACACACACACACAGACAUACUGACACACACACAUAUGCCCUGACAGACAUACUGACACACACACAGACAUACUGACACACACACCCUGACAGACAUACUGACACACACACACACACGCCCUGACAGACAUACUGACACACACACAGACAUACUGACACACAGACAUAGUGACACAGACACCCUGACAGACAUAUUGACACACACAGACAGAUAUACUGACACACAGACACCCUGACAGACAUACUGCCACACUGACAGGCUCACACACACACACAAACACCCUGACAGACAUACUCACACACAUACACACAUACUAAGACACACAAAGACAUAAUAAGACACACACAAAUACUGACACACACACACACAAUACUGGCACACAUGCAAAGUUUACAUUUAUAAAGCCACCCACCAGCCCUACUUUAUGGGUUCAGGAGGGUGGUUCACCGGGGUCCAGUAACAGGCUGAGGUAGUUGGGAGUGUGAGGCUCUGGCACUUCAGCUGCCUCCUGAUGGCCUUCUCCUCCAUCCUGCACAGCUUCACUCUAUCUGGGAGGAAGUGACUCGCUGCAGUCACUUCCUCCCAAGGCCAAAAUAAUUGAGCUGGAAAAAUAGCUGACUUGAGAGAAAUAUUUUAUUUGUGCUGGUUUUUUUUUUUUUUUGCAAACACAAAAGAAAUAAAUAAAACCACUAUCAAUGCAGUGUAAAUACCUACACUUAAAACAGUGUGCCCUCUGCACACCAAACAAUAAGUAAACAAAAACAACCAAUAAGUGGGGUAUAGAUAAAGGAGAAUAAAUCUCCUAUAUAAAGGAGGUAAUACCACCUUAAGAAACAAUAGGCGAAAUAUAUCCAGAUAUCAAAAAGGCAAACAGAAUCAACAUAGGGUAAUGUCGUCAGGUACCAGUAGACCUGCAAAUUAUAAAUUGCACUUACAGGAACUUGGAUAUAAGUAAGCCCAUCAAAGUAAUAUCAGCAUAGAAGUGUAUGUAGGCAGACUCUUUUUCAUUUCCAAUGUAAUUAUGUUCUUUGCUUAUAAUAAGAACAGAGAACAAAAGAUAGUGCAGAUGGUAGAUAUAAACACACAAGAUUUAUUUAUAUUGCACUUAUAAGAUAAAAUUUAAAAAAACAGCAUAUCUCUGCAUCCAGCGGAUCCAGGUGGUGUGAGUGUACUCCCAAAACUGGCUGUUCGAAGAACAAUGAUUAUAAAGGCGCUUGCUUGCCAGCCUCCUGCCCACAGACUAUGGGUCCUGUAGGGAAACCUGUAAAAGUAUUCCAAAGUUGACCGACCGUUAGCACUGAUUUCAUGGAACUGUUUUGGGCAUUGGAACAUGCGUGCGGUCGGUCAAAAGUAUGACUUCCAGGAAAUUCCUAAACCUCUGAACUGAUCUGGGUGUUUUUGGAUAUGUUGGUCACUCAGAUCGGGGCUAUCAGGGGAUGUAACUUGUGUGGGGUUUCCAUAGGUUUUGAGGGUACUUUAAGGGGUACUGUUAAAAAGUAUGUUUUUCUGUGCUUGGAGAUAAUUAGAUUGGAUUAGUACAGUUCCUGAUUUAAUUAUCUCCCAGGCACAGAGGAGGGAUUAUCUUAUUUGUGUAUGGGAGUAUCCUGGACCUAAGAGCCAAUGUUAUUGUGUGGUUGUUUUUACUGUAGUCUACUCUCAGGUCCAGGGGGGAGUGCCCCUUGCAUGGAGACCUGCAUAUAAGGUCAAUUGUGGCUGCCAAUAAAUAAGUUCCUGCCUACCUUCAACAUAGAGUCUCAUCUCAUGUGUAGGGGGAACAGCUGUAUCUGCUCUUGGGAUUGCUAUAUCACUAUACUCCUCUGAGUUAUAAUCACUUGCUCUUGUAAGAGCAGCCUGCCACACUUUCUGGAGUAGGAGAGGUCUGCCCACUGGAAGCUUGAUCCUGGUCUUGGGUCCAGGGUAGGUGAAGGACGGCGAGACCCCAGCCAAGCUGUAACGCUGGAUAUGGGGACUACAGUGCUGAUGGUGUCUGGUGGAGUGCUUGGAGGCACUAGGAAGCAGUGAUUGGCGGAGGCACCUAGUCAGGGUGCUAGGCGGUCCGUCACAUAGGUGGAAUGUGAAAGGGUGGAAAUCCAAAGUUAUUCUGCAAUCUUUUGUUUUGAAGGUGUCAAAUAUGCUUCAUAAAAGAAGACUUCGAGUUAAACUGUGGUUUAUUAUCUGUGGCCUAAUAACAGUCAUUUUAGCAUACAUUAAAUAAGGGCACCAUAACAACUUUACAUGAAUGCAAAUAUUAUGCUGCAUGACAAGUUCUCAUUUGCUGUAUCGGUUUCAUCCAACCUGUGCUUGUGGUUUUCCUCCCCCGGAUUUAGCCUGAGUGGUAGCUGCAUGAAUGUGCAGUCGGAGUCUUGGGUAGUCACUGUACACAAUCCAGUUCACAAAACUGUGAAUACAUUGUUAGCAGGUAUGCUUUAUUAAUAAUUUCUGCUCAUAUAGGUAUAGGAUCUGUGAGAUCCAAUUAUAAGACCUAAGAACUUAGUGACCCUCUCACUUACACCUAAUACAUGUGCGAUGGAGGGAUUAAAAAAAUUGUGUGUCACCAUAACCCAAUAUGAACCAGAGAGUAUAAGCAAUUAGAACCCUCUUCCUCUACCACGUGUGUUGGAACAGAAAAUAGCCCUACCUCUUUUACCAUCAAGCCUAAACCACCAUUAACAUUACCCUCCAUUUAAAAAGCCAUGGAGUGGAUACAAGGUUUGGGGUCAUUCACAGUGCCCCAACUUGAUAGUAAUUAUACUUUCCCCACUGUACACAGGGUGGAGAAAGGAAACUAGGCCAAUUUAAGGCUCUCUCAUAGUAAUUGUAUGUUUGCUAUCCACUUUCUCUGUGAAAGAGGUCAAAGGAAGCUAAGGAGGAGGACUUAUAUCUGCCCUGAUCCCUCCCAGUUAUGUUUGGAGUCUCGAACACUCUACUUUUUUUUUUCUCAUCUAUGCUUUUCAGUGGAGAGGCUUUACUUUUUAAAUAAGUUUAAUGUCUCUAGAAAAAAACAACACAGACAGCAACUCGUAAAUCGACAUGUUUGUUUCUACAAAUGUGUAGCCAACCUAGAUCAUAUGCUAUUAAAGCAAGGUAUACAUACUUUUAUAAGUCCUUAUUGUAAUUACACUGUUUGUAAAGUGUUGCGUAGAUCAAGAUCUCAGUUAUGAUUUGUCAUCGAAGAUCUGCUGGGUUAUAUAACCAUUUUACAAUGUGUUUUAGCUCAAUGAUUUACCAAUUUGCAUGUAAAGCUUUUAUGAAAGCUACAUUCCUUGUUUAAAGAAAUUGCAUCUGUGACUUAAGAGAAACUAUAUUGUUUAAAGGGUGUGUGGAAAGGGGUUGGCAGGUUUGAACAUUCAUACCAGGGAUUUAGGGAACAUUGCUUUCAAAUGAUGGUUUUUGGAGAAAUUCUUACUCCUCCUUGUGGAUAAAUAUAUAUAAUUAUAUAUAACUCUUCAGCCACAAGUUAUUUUGGCUUUGGAACCACAUAUUCUCACUUUUUAAUAUCCUAGCCGCUGGUGCCCAUGUGCCAUAUUAUGAACCCCUCAGUUGCCACACAUUGGGAGAUUGAAAGGGGAGUACCAUAGAGUAAUAUAUCCCGUCAGUUGGGGGUGUUCUUUUGUUGUUUGUACGUAUUAAUUUUAUUGUGAAUUUAAAAUACAAUACACAAAACAAUUAUCAUGAAAAAAGGCAUGCAAGCUUAUGCAGUAAUACCAAUAGAUUAGGUUAAAAAAAAUACAUUCACAUUAUUAUAUAUGACAAAUAAAAAAAUAAAUGUAAGAAGGGAACAGGAUAAAACCAUAUUUAAUUCCUGGUAAGGGCAGCUCAUUAGGUAGAAGAUGGAACUGAAAAGAGGACAUCCCCCUUCACUGUAGAUGGUCCAAAGGAUGUAAUUGAAGAAGUGGGAUCAUAUUGUUGGGAUCAACUAAAAUGUUCAACUUAUCAAGAGCUAAAAAAUUAUAUCACAAAGGUAACAAUAUUUUUUUUUCUCUUACUGUAAGAAACUGGGGGCUGCCAUUAAAGAUUUUGUGAGUUACUGCAUUGAAAUUUAAAGCAGACUCACUGGUUAAGUGCACACACACAUUGAGUGCUUCUGUUUCUAACUGAUGGCAUCUAAAUAAGCAACAUUGACUUAAUUCAAAUGAAGUCUUGGGAUGAGGUAGAGUGGGGUGGUGAGCCAGGGGAUGGGAUGCUGAGGAACAGGAUAGAGUAGGGUGGUGAGCCAUUGGAUGGGAUAGUGAGGCCUGGGAUGGGGAGACCUGGGAUGGCAUGCUGAGGCAUGGGAUGUUGUGAGGUAGUGAGCUAUGUGAUAGGUGUGGGAUGGGAUAGUGAGGCAUAAGAUGGGAUGGUGAGCUAUUGGAUGAGUUGGUGAGGCAUGGGAUAGUGAGGCAUGGCAUGGGAUAGUGAGGCACAGGAUUGGAUGGGGUGGUAAGCCAUUGGAUGGAAUGGUGAGCCAUGGGAAGUGAUGGUGAGCCAUGAUAUGGGAUAGUGAGGCAUGGGAUUGGGAAGCAUGGGAUGGCAUGCUGAGGGGUAUGUUGUGGGGUAGUGAGCUAUGUGAUAGGGUUUUGAGGCAUGGGAAGGGAUAGUGAGGCAUGAGAUGGUGAAGCCUAAUAUGGGAUGGUGCGCUAUAGAAUGAGUUGGUGAGGCAUGGGAUAGUAAGGCAUGGCAUGGGAUAGUGACACAUAGGAUAGGAUGGGGUGGUAAGUCAUGGGAUGGGAUGCUGAGGCAUUAGGUGUUAAAGGGUGGUGAGCCAUAGGAUGGGGUGGUAAGCCAUGUGAUGGGAUGGUGAGGCAUAGAAUGGUAUAGUGAGGCAUGGGAUGGGAUAGUGAUCCAUGGAAUGGAAUGGUGACCCAGAGGAUGGGAUGGUGAGGCAUGGGAUGGUGAGGCAUAGGAUGGGAUGAUAAUUCAUAUGAUGAGAUGGUGAGGCAUGAGAUGGGAUGGUGAGGUAUGAUAGGGCAUGAGAUGGGAUGGUGGGGCUUAUAAUGGGAUAGUUUGGUAUGACAAAUAUAUUAAUUCUGCUAUUUUUCUUUUCUGUUAGUUGUGGAGUGGAUUCCUACUAAAGUUCGCACAAUCACAGGCACAAUAGCAGGAUAUUGUUACACAGUUGGACAACUUCUACUGGCAGGAUUAGCGUAUGGCAUACGAGACUGGCGUUGGCUGCAGCUAUGUGUCUCUUUACCUUUUUUUUUCUUCUUUUUAUACUCCUGGUUAGUAUUACAACCCAACAUUCCUAUGGUUUUUUUACAACACAAUAAUGUACAGACCUUCAUUAUGUACCUUGCUCAGUAUCAUUGACAGUGUAUGCCUCUGUUAUCAAGUGCAACGGUUUACCUUAAUUAACUUUGUGGAUGUGUCUGUACAAAAAAUAUUGAAUGAUAGGGAAUGCAAGGCAUACCAAAAAGUUAGAAAUCCUAAUUUGCUACAGAUAACUGUUAGGGGCAGACUGGAUGGGUUAAUUGGUAAAUUGCAGCUGUCAAAUGUAGUUUUCCCUGUAAUGAUGUAAUUGAAACACUACACUGAGCUCUGAUAAUGAAAGGAUAACACAAGAAAAGAAAAUAUUAGUUCAGACCAGGUAAAACAGUUUUUGGCACAUCCAGGCCUAAUAUAAAUCUUCGUAGGUUGGUGCCAUAACGGCUUAUAUAGAGUACUGUGUUUUCUACCCUUAAACCUGUCUCAACAAAACUCAAUCAGAAUUUCCUUUUUCAUUGGAAAUAACAUAGUGACAUAUAGCUUGACUAUUACAUUAAGGCUUCCACUUCUAACAUUUGAAAAAAUAAAAAUAAAUUUGAUUUCCUCCUAGGUGGUUUCCUGAAUCUGCCCGUUGGCUUGUUCUGUCUGGAAAACCCGAACAAGCAGUCAAGGGGAUGAAAAAAGUAGCAAUUUUAAAUGGGAAGAGAGAAGAAGGGGAGAAGAUAACUUUAGAGGUAACGGGACAUAUAUUUAUUUAUCUACACUUUUCAUCACAGCUCAAAGAGCUGCUUAUUUAACCUUCACUACCGGUGGAAUGUGCAGUAGAAUAGUCAUAAAAAUGAUGGAUCCCAGCAGUUCUUAAACACACAUCAAACACCUUCAUAGAACUUCUAGGUUUCAGAUCUCAUACUUCAGCUUGGAUGGCAUUUUAAGGAUAGACUUCCCCCUGCUGCUUUCUGUCUAGUGACACUAGGUCUCAUCUGCUUUAGACCUGCACAUCAGUUCUAAAAAUCUGUAAGCUCCUUUUAGAUAGUAUUCUCUCAUAAACUAGGCCUGGAUAUGUUUCCUAGACUACCUAUUGCUGCUCAGAACCUGUUGGAUAUGCAUGCUAUCUACCCAAUGUUCUCUCUUCCACUUGCUCUUGAGGUAGAUUAAGUAAAUACAUUAACAUUUUGUAUAUAGUCAUAACUAUAAAGAACAGAUAACCUAUACUCCAGCUUUCUCUAUAACAAAUGUAAACAUUUCAAAACAACCCUGACACUAAGGUAAUAGCUGCAAUAUAGUGAACGGCAUUGGCAUAAUAUUGCAAGACGUGUACACUGAAUAACGAUAUACAUUGUAACAGUGCUCACACAACGGUAUUGAGGUGUACCCCCACUGCAUCCUGCACCCUCAAAUAUUUGUGGAAAAACAUUGAAUGCAAUUACCCUAAACAAUAAGGUAGUUCCCUAAGUACAAAAAGAUAAUAGUAAACAAAUACACAGAGCGAUCAACUGUGUGGGUGAUAGAAAUAAAUGUACAAGUUAUCAAUAGGGUACCAAAUAGGAAAAUCCUAUUACCAACUUGGAUAAACUAUAAACAAGAAAAAAGAAUCCCAUGGCACACAAAAUAUGUAAUGGAAAAUAGACUUCGUUCAAGAAUAUAUCAUUCAAGAAUAGUACACAGGAAGUGCAUAUAUAUAUAUAUAUAUAUAUAUAUAUUUAUAUAUAUAUAUAUAUAUAUAUAUAUAUAUAUAUAUAUAUAUAUAUAUAUAUAUAUAUAUAUAUAUACACAUGUAUAAAUAUAUAUCCAUACUAAGAUCCAUGAGAUCUCUUUGAGAAAAGCGUCCAGCCAAAACGUUUUUUUUUUUUUCUUUUGGUCUCCAUCCUGUGGUCAGUAUACCUUGAGUUACAUUUAUCUGUCUAUAUGUGUGUACUUUAUACUGCAUUUAUACUGCAAAGCUUGUCCUUCCAAAAUUAUUUUUUGGUCUCCAUUCUGUGGUCGGUAUACCUUUAGUUUAGUGUUCUUUAUACUACAUGUAAGUGUUUGGUACAUAGUUUUUUUCACAUAUAUGGAGAUAUAUUUAUACUUGCAAGUGCACUUUAUGUGUACUAUUAUUGAGUUAUAGGAUACAUAAAUAAAAUACAUUUUUCAUUACAUAUAUGCUGAGCUAUGGGUUUCUUUUUCUAGUUCCCUAAGCACACCCUAACUCUUACUAAGUUCCAACUCUAAGUAACCCCUAACCUUAGUGUAGAUUUGUAAUAUAUCCACAAUGCACUUAGGCACAUAAAAAAACACAGCAACAAAUGAUAUAUACAAAUAGCGAGGAUCCCUAAAGCUAUGUCUUGUUUUAGUUUGUUUACAGUUCGUUUUAAAUGUAGCCCAGUCUUUCACAGAUCAAAUUGGCAAGAAUCAGAGCUAUCUCACCCAGUCUUGAUAAUUGUGUGUCUCAAAACACCAGGCAUAGUAUGUAGAAAGUAGCUGACAGCGUUUAAACACCCAUGUACCGAUCAGUUUGUAGACAGCGAGGCACUAGCGAGGCUCCUUUCAGCUGCAAUAGACCUCCCAGACAGCUACACACACACUACUGCGGCCUCCAAAAGCCUGUCGGGGAGACAUCUUAAGCAUGAUGAGAUAUACCAAAUAUAAUAUAUAUAUAUAUAUACUAUAGAUGUAAAAUAACAGAUGAAAUUAGAAUCUUGUAAUACCUUUUUUUAUUGGACUAACAGAAUUUUGGACUGACAAGCUUUCGGGAGAACCUCCUGGUCUCAAGUCUAAAGCCUUUCUGAGCAAAGACGACACAUAGAAUUCAAAGUUGAGUUGUGAUACUUGGGGUUAAAACGAUAUGAGUGCAGAUAAUACACAGGAUUGAAUAGACUUGAGAAAGGGAGGUUCUCCUGAAAGCUUGUCCUUCAAAAUUCUUUUAGUCCAAUAAAAAACAUAUUACAAGAUACUAACUUCACCUGUUGUUUUAUAUCUACAUCACUGGACUCAUUCCCUACUCCAAUAUAUAUUAUACAUAUAUGCAUACCGAAGGUCCCUGCAUACCACUGUGAGAAAAAAUUAAAGGGACUCUCCAGUGCCAGGAAAACAAAUCCAUUUUCCUGGCACUGCAGAAUACUGCAGUGCCCCCCUCCCUUCCACCUCCGAUCCCAUGUUGCUGAAGAGGUUAAAACCAAUUUAGUAACUUACCUGAAUCCAGCGCCGAUGUCCCUAGGCACUGGGACAGGCUCUGCCCACGCUCCUAAUGUGCAUGCGCGGCAAUGGUCGCGCGCGCAUAAGACCUCCCCAUAGGAAAGCAUUGUUCCGGCGAUGCUGGAAGUCCUCAUGCAUAGCGUGAGGACGCCAGGAUAGUUUAAAACACUUUUCAUCUGAUAGACAGGCACUAGAGGAGAACUUAACCAUGCAAGGUAAUUAUUGCAGUUUAUAAAAACUGCAAUAAUUAUACUUGCAGGAUUAAGGGUGAUGGGAGCUGGCACCCAGACCACUCCAGUUGGCUGAAGUGGUCUGGGUGCCUGGAGUGUCCCUUUAACCCCUUAAAGACCAAACGUCUAGAAUAAAAGGGAAUCAUGACAUGUUACACAUGUCAUGUGUCCUUAAGGGGUUAAACAAGUCACUCUUAAACAUAGGCAUAUUCAUUUCAAUGAACAUAGUAUCUCCUCUACUUUUGAGUAUUCGCCACUUUUAAAGGGAUAGAAACCAUUUUAGGUAACUUUUUUUUACGUGUGAGUCUGUCUGGGUUAUCCACUAAAGUGAAAAUUCAAGUUAGUUUAAUAUUUAAGAUCAAAACUUGCCAAACUGGAAAAAUGAUCUAAGCCAGCUAAGUUUUCUAUUCAGAAUUUGAAUUCUCACUUUGCUACUUAACCCUGUGUCUGUGCGUAUAUACAUGGUUCAUAUUAUGUGAGUGCAGGGGUGAAACCAUGUGGUACUUUGAAUAAAAAAGCUGGGCUAGGGCACCCAGAAAUAUAUUACUGCUUUUAAAUAUUCAUUAUAGUAUAGACAUUACUAACAGUAAAAAAAAAUUAUAUGUUUACAUUUUAUUUAUAGAUAUCCUUCUCUGACGCAGGUUUGUCAAUGCUUUCUUUUAAUUCAUGUUUUUUAUUGGAUAGGACAAGUUAUGCAAAAAAAAAAAAAAAAAGAUUUGUAAGUUGCUUAACAGCUUUGGGUACACAGCGACAUGAUAAAUUAACCCCUUAUGGACCUUCAAAAAAACAACUUGCAUUUAAAGACCUUUUUUUAUCAUAAUGUAAUAUACCAAUCAUUUCAGGUAACUGGUUUGUACACAGCUACAAAUGCUAAAUGCUGCGAUAGGAAUAUAGGGACCACGUUUUGAUGAUGGAAUUAACUAACAUUGGGCUUAAAGGGGUUAAGUAUAACACAAAAAAUGCACAUAUUUAAAAGAGAAAACAAAACACAUCCUGUUCUGUUUUUUUCCCCAUCCUGUUAGUGACUGACCACAUUUCUUUUGUGUCAUUCAGUGACUACUGUUUCACUAAAGAGUCAUGUGAAAAUACUUGUUAAAAGGGACACUCCUAACACUAUAACCACUAAAGUGUACUGUUGUGGUUAUGGUGCCAGGAAUGCCCUGGUGCUCCCUUCCCUACCCCCCUCCACCCGUCCAUGUAAGUAGUAAAAUCAUUUUUGAAUGGUUUGAUUUCUUUUCUGGAAUCCACAGGAAAAAAAUUACAGUGGUUAUGAGCUUGGAGUGUUCCUUUAACCCCAUAAGGACCAAACGUCUGGAAUAAAAGGGAAUCGUGACAUGUCACACAUGUCAUGUGUCCUUAAGGGGUUAAACUGUGAUGGAACUUCAAUAUUGUUAAAGGUCCAUUCUGGACAUCAGUAGACCUUGGUUAAAGAGCGUGGAGUGCGCACAGGAACAUUCUGUCAUUGCGGUUGGGGGGUUCUUCUUUGCUGGUACAGGACAUCAAUGUGCCUCAUGCAUGCUGUAGGUGACAUAUAGUGCUAUGCUGUAGGUGGUCAUCAGAUUGUGUGGCAGGCACAUAAAAUCAACUUGUAUUUAUAUGGUACGGCAAAGUGUGAGCCCAUAACAAUUUCUGGACAACAACUUCCUUAAAGCGGCUCCAUCACUUCUCAGUAUUUCAUAAAGAUAUCAUCUUGAUGAAAUGCUGAUCCUGAUUGAGUUGGAGUAUGAUUCAAAGACCCCUGGUAUUGACGGAUCCUCUAGCUCAGCAUGGUGAUGGUAUUGUAAGUGCAAAAUUAAUUAGUUCGGCCAAUAGAUAAUGCUCUGCUUGAAUAGUAUAGCGUGCAUAUGUGCAAACUGCCAUCUUCCCUACUUCUUACAGACGCUGAAAACUGAUAUGAUAAAAGAGAUGGCUUGUGGAAAGGAAACCUACAGUGCCUUAGACCUGGUCAGAACUGGAACAUUGCGCAGAAUAUCUUGUGGCAUGAGCUUUGUGUGGUAAGAUGGCUUCAUUUAUCAUGUGAUCUUAGCAGCCAAUAGCAAUAAUAAUAAUAAUAAAAUGAAUCAGACUAAGCAAAAGGCGCGCAAGUAUAGACAUAUUAUCAACAUUUGGUGGAUAUCCCUUAGCCGUCAAUAAUCUUCUUUCCCUUCAAUCAUCUAUUUUUUGGCACCACAUUCAGAAUCAAAACAAACAUGCUUGGCCUUAUGCAUUUCAUUUGGUUUUGGAUUCGGCUACAUUUUGGCUCGAAGUUUGGGAAUUCGACUGAUCAGCUAAUCAGCCUAAAGUCGGCCAAAUUGCAGUUUGUAGUGAAACAAAUUACAAAGUCUACCUGUGAGGGACCCUAGUCAUCAGCCUUGGCUGCUCAGUAGUGGCUAACACUGGUACUACAGGUGUCUGUAAACUACUUGUUCUGUGAUUGGAAAUUUAGUUAAGAUAGAUUUGUAGUGCCAAGAUUUUGUUAAUCAAUGAAACGUGUACAUUUCAUUAUCAUGAUGAGCUGUUGAUCGGUAUGGUUCCAAUAAUUAGAACUUGUUUUGUAUAGUUAUUGAUUAAUAAUUACCUGAUACACAUUUUUGUCCAUACAGUAAUUAUGUUGACACACAUUUGUCAUGAAACUUGCAUACUACAGGUGCAGACAGCAAUACAAAAUACAUUGUUGAGCGCUUUGCGAUUUUCAUAUAUAACCCAUAUAAUAACACAAUUUGUUUUAAUGUGUUAUACUUCAGUAUGUUGAACAGAUUUCACUAUAUUUACUUAAUUCGUUUUUUUGAGACAGAGACACCUCUUCUGAUCUUCACACUCAUUGUCUCUGCUUGAUUUAUUAACCCAGGUUCUCCACCAGUUUUGCUUAUUAUGGACUAGCUAUGGAUCUUCAGAAAUUUGGAGUCAGCAUCUAUCUCAUCCAGGUUAUUUUCGGGGUUGUUGACAUACCUGCUAAACUAGUUUCCACCACAAGCAUGAUCUACAUUGGACGGAGGGUCACCCAGUGCAUUUCACUCUUUCUUGGUGGACUGGCUGUUUUGGCAAACAUCUUUGUACCAGCUGGUGAGAACAACUGCAAUGUCGACAGAAUAAGAGAAGAAGUAACAAAUACCAAGAAUGCUACGUUCCCUGUUGCAAAUGCUCCUUUAUUAGGGACACAUUUAUUAACUAUUAGUCUAACGUAUCAUACACCAGCCCAUAUGCCAAUAACAGUCCAUUAAUGGAGCAAUAGUGGUCAAAGGGGAUUCAGUUGCCUUUUGCUGUUUACCGUGAAGUAAGCUUAUUGUGAAAAUCUAAAUAAAGAGUAAAGACCUUAGCAAAUGUUCUCAGAUGCAGCCAUACCAGCAGCUGGUAAAUAUAUGUUAUAUGAAAAACCAACAAAAUGCUAUAUCCAAGGCUCAAUAUGUUCACUUGCCACCAGCCAUUGCAAGUUAAAACCUAGCCCUGGUGAGUAGACAUUUACCUCUGCUGAGUGUGCCAUGUACCCUCUAAGCUUGCAGUAACUAAUAACUUUGACGACAUGGCUAAAAGCACAGGACUUGAACUUUUAAGCCAUAUUUUUUAUUUUGUAUACUUCACAUAGAGUCGGUAUCCUUGUAUCUAUGGCUGGUGGAUAUUGUAAAUGAAGUCUUUCUCUGUACGUUCGCUUAGAUGGGUUUCUAGAGUGAGGCCUAAGUGUAUUUAUUGCUAGGAGGGGUCAGAGAUGGGGCGGGGUUGAUGUAAAGCAAACAUUUGUUAUACAAUUGAAAAUUGUGCCAACCAAAAUCUAUCGGACAAAAUUGUAAUAAAUAUUUGUAAAUGAAAUAUCGGUGCAUUAUAUCCACAGAAAAUAUUUAAAAAUGCACGCACACAAUAUUACACUGGCAAGCUACAGUUAUAAAUGGCAUCAUUGUUAUAGUUAAAAAAAUAUGGUAACAAAGGUAGAUUUAAUUAGCUGGUGUAAAUGGCAGACUUUAUGGGACAAACUCACAAUCUAUAUUUUUGUGUAUUUUAGAUCUUCCGAUCCUGAGGACCAGCCUGGCAGUGUUUGGUAAAGGGUGUUUUGCUUCAGCAUUUAGUUGUGCUUUUCUCUACACCACGGAGUUGUACCCUACUGUUAUAAGGUGAGUGGUUCAGGAUCGAUGUGUUGUGCGUCAUGGUUGGGUAAACGUGCUGUAAAACACAUUUGUUAUUAUUUAUGAACAAACACAAUAUUUCAAUUACUGCCCAGUGUCUCUUGGGCAUAAACAGAAUUUCCCGUAGAGCAUCGCCAGAACGCUUACAGUGUCACUUCCUUCUGAUGUCACAGGUUCCGUGAAUUAACCUGAUCAGGAAGGAAAAUGGCUUCCUGCGCAUAAACAUUCUCUUAAUGAUGUAAAUUUAUCCCAAUGAUAUAAAUACAUUUAUAAGGGACUGCACUGUUACUUUAAAGAAAGUUUGUUAAUAUUAUAGGGACACUCCAAGAACCGCACCCACUACAGCUUGUUAUAGUGGGUGUGGUGCCAGUAGACUAAAGCUGAAGUCCUUUGGGAUUUUGUCAAACUAUUUUCCUUUAACCAGUAUCAAUAAAUACAUUGGACCCAGAACACGAUGAUGGUUUUAUUAGGAAAGUCCAUGCAAUGUUUUGGCUCAAAAUGGAGCCUUUCUCAAGAGCCCAGUUAGAGACGAAAUGUUGCAUAAACCAUCCUAAUAAAUCUGCCUGAAACAUCUGCAUGUUCCCAAUCCAAUGUCUUUAUUAAAAAGACCUAAGUUUUUAUAUAGCAAAGACUACGGAAAUCUGCUCCCUGGCCCCACUAGGCAAAACAUUCAUGCCAGUAAAAGGGCUUUAUUCAGCCGGUGAAAUCACAGCCCGUAUUGUACUGGAUUUCUAUGGUUUCCCGUGGAACACUCUGUAUAAAGCCUUGACCAAUCAGAGUUGCUGAAAAGUUAUGCCAACUAGUGAAUAGCACAGUAAAUUUGGUGCAAAACUAUUGAAACAGAAAAUAAAAGUGUGUUUGUGGUCUGAAAAGUUUCUAUAUAUUAAAACAAAUAUGUGUUUGUGGACUUUACAGGUUCCAGAUUAUUAUUUCUUUUAUUUUAUGCUAAUAGAAACAGUCAGACUCUUUUGAAUCAAGCCAUGUUUGUUUUUUUCUUAAACGGUAUCUGUCAUGGCUGUUGAGAAAACACAUGACCAGUUCUAGGAAAUGGUACAGAGACUGUCAUCGAGGUAUGUAUGUCACACCCUACAAAGAAAGUGCUAAGAGUCACAAAUCCAUAGAUCACUCUUUAUUGUGCUCCAUUAAUAUAUGUGUACAUAUGUUAUUAUUAUUAUUGCCAUUUAUAUAGCGCCAACAGAUUCCGCAGCGCUUUACAAUAUUAUGAGGGGGGUGGGAUUUAACUAUACAUAGGACAAUUAAGGAUAAAUACUUAAUAUAAUAUGAGGAUAUUAUUUAAUACAUAAAAUAUACCGUCACUAACUAAGAUGUGUAAAUAACAGCGCUGUUGCGAUUUACAUUUUUAAUUUAAAGAUCUGUGAUAUUCACAUCUCAGAUCGCAGGCUGGCAUUGAGUAUGACAUUAGAACACUAUAAUUUAAUGUCGUCCAGACCCCAGUAUGAAUCCCUUUUAAAUUUUACUUACAUAUCAAUGUCACAACAAGGGAAAACUGCACACAGCAUUGCUUUCUGUUUUUGCACUAAAAUAGUUAAUUAGACCUGUAUAGUUAGCCUAGUGAGACUUUACACCGGUAAAAGAGCAUUUUUUUCAGCCAGUAAAACGUGACUCAAUUUAGUGACUAGCUAAUGACCUUGUAGUUUAUUUUGUUUUGGUUUUUCGAAAUACUCGCCAUCCGGUCAAAUCUCUUCCUAAUAGGCAAUGUGAAGUCGUGCCAGUCAGUGAAUAGCAUUUUUGGUGUAAGUUUAUUGAGACAUCAGUUUAUUCAGCGUCGAGUUCUAGUGGAUCAAACCAUAUAAAUAUUUCAAAAACUGAUAACUCCCUUUAGCAGCACAAAUAUAUUUUUGGCCACAAUGGGGAGCUGCUGUGGUAUCUAGUAGCUUUAUAAAGUUUUAAUGAAACUAUUGUAUAUCUUUGUAUAGAUGUUUAGUUAACAGUGUUUUCAUAAACCAUUGGUGGUAAAUAGAGUGAGCGUUUUUGAGGUAGUCCCCCCUAUCUUAAAAAUAAAGAUAAAAAAAUUACUUUGAUUCUGUCGCUGAGUCUAAGUUCUCCCUGCAACCAGAUCUUCCUCAUCUGACAUCAUUGAGAGGAUGAAGUUGUGUUUUUUUUUCAAACGUUUUAUGUGGAUGUAAAUUAAAAAUUAUAUCUCACUUGUGAUCAAUGCAUUAAUUGGUGAUUUUAAGUAACAUGGUAAAAGGUAAAAACUUACUUUUUUGUUUGUGUACGCUGUCCCCUAAUUGGUACAAUGCAUUAAUUCUAUCAUAAAAUUAGGUGUGUACUGCUAAUACGCUGUUUGCAGCAAGUGUAAUAUAUGGCUUAUGUACCAUGCAAAUGCAGAAAAGUCCCACAAUUCUCUUUGCACAGCCAAUGACAGCUUGUGUGGGUGCUAUGGUUCAUGGGAAAACUUGGCAUCUCCAGGAGAUAGUGACAAUGAUCACCCAUAAGAGUGACAGAGGACAAUAAGUUUAACCCCUUAAAGUCACAUGACAUGUGUGAUAUGUCAUGAUUCCCUUUUAUUCCAGAAGUUUGGUCCUUAAGGGGUUAAUGCUCCCUCCACUGCAAGUAGAUGCUUCAAUUCAAAAGUGUUUAGUAAAGAGAAAUGGUCCACAAAGGUGCCACUUUAUCUUUAAUGCUGUUAUUUCUAAUGAGCAAGUAUACUGAAGAUCACACAUUUAAUCUCAGAUAUGGCAUCAUACUUUUUUUUUUUAAAGAUCAUUGCUCUUUAUUCCAUUUGUGGUUAAAAUGUUUAGGUAAUAAGAGAGGGCCAAAAAGAAACAUGUUCAGUGAACGAUGAUCACAUUUUUUUUUCCAGACGUUAAAACACUUUUCCCUGGGGCUUCAAGCUGAUAAAUCUAUUCCACCCAAUAGAAAAUAUUGUCUUUACUUUUUAAUAAGCUAACAAGCAUAAGGAAACCAAGAACUCACGCACCAUUUAUACAUGUCCACUAAUAAUAGCCCCGAGUGCCUAAUAGGAUGUCAGUUAUUACAAUAAAUAGACAAAAUACAUACAAUCAAUAGAGGACUGACAACAUUUGGCCCAGGGGCAACUAAAAACAAGCAGCCCAAGCAGGCAAAACUUGUCACAUCAUGCUCCAUAUUCUUUCUUAUUUUUUUAUUAAAUGUUUUAUACCGAUAAUGCAACAAGUGGAUUACAAUAUUAAUAAAAGAAUAUAGUUACUUAAUCUGUUAAAAAGAUUACUCACUGACGUAAGAAUUUAAAAGUAAUUUCAAAUUUAAAGUGACACUAUAGUCACCAAAACAACUUUAGCUUAAUGAAGCAGUUUUGGUGUAUAUAACAUGCCCCUGCAGCCUCACUGCUCAAUUCUCUGUCAUUUAGGAGUUAAAUCACUUUGUUUACGAACCCUAGUCACACCUCCCUGCAUGUGAUUUGCACAGCCUCUCUAAACACUUCCUGUAAAGAGUCAUCUAAAGUUUAUCCUUUCUUAAUGGGCAAAGAGUUUAAUGGAUUGAUAUCAAACUACCGACAGAGAAUGCUGGUGUAAAGUGAUAGGUUAGUGCGAGAAUAGGAAAUUUAAAAAAAAAAAAAGCUACUUCAAACAUGCAGUCAGGGAAAUGAAGACUGAAUAACCUAUUCAUAAAAAGUCACAAAUAUCAGCAUCCCCCAUUUGAUCAUUCACUAUAUACAAUCCAUAUGAGUCCAUAGGUUAUAGGGUCUAUAAACCAAACGUUCACUGUGCAGAAAGGGGGAAAAACCAUGUACAUGAUGCUACCACCAAGUUGACCAAAAUAAAAUUCCGGGGUACUUUCUUUGGGAGAAUACUUGGUGCUGUUUUUUAGUUUCAAAAAGGCUUUAUUCAAACAUAAGCAUUUCAGGGUAUGCCCUGAUCACUGUACACCAGCAUGUAUCUAUAGAUUGAACAAGUAGACAAGAUAUAACGGACUCGCAGGUCCCAACGUGAAGUGUGCGAACAUCACUCAGACAAUGUUACAUAUUAUAUCUGUAUGGUAUUUGGUCGCAUUUAACACAUUAGUAUAUACAUAUGGGUGAUCGGAUUGCGGCUUGAGUAGAGGGAUAUUCGUAAGUUUGUGCCUUGUGUCUGCUUUUUGUGUUCCUCUAAUAUUUCCUUAUCACCCUUGAGCCUCUUUCUCUUUGGGGUGGCAAGGUCUAUUGGUCCGUCGUUAUAGGUCAGAUGUCGUUCAGGAGUAUGCGUUAUUCGUGUUGUGUAAUCGCAUGAUGAAGGUGUUUCCAUUUUGAUAUGUAAGUGUGAGUGAGUGACACAAUUGUGGGCAAUCUUGGAUUAAGGAGGGCUACGUUUAUCAUGCAAUUCAUAAUGAAACCAUUGUUGGAAAGUUUUAGAAAGAAAAUGAGUGAUAAUUGAGUAAGAAGUAAGAGAAAGAGAGAGGGGGGGAUGAGGAGGAGGGAGCUGGGUGGAGGGUGGAUGGGCGGGGGGGGGUAUGAAGAAUAGGGUGGUCCCGUCACCCGUGUCCACGGCGUAGUAUGUAUCGAACCAGACGUCAGUCCCCAUCUGUGGGGGGUCAUGGGGCUCCCUGGGGCUGCGAACGGCUAUUCCUUUCUGUGUUUCGGUCCGCUAUGUAGAGUAGCCACGGGCGCCACCUCUCCACGUUUGUCCUCUAGUCCUCUAAGUGUAGCCUGUAUUGAUUCCGCUCUAUAGAUUUCUUCCACCCGCUCCAUCCAUUGUCUUAUCGUCGGGAUAUUCGUUUGUUUCCAGUACAGUGGAAUCAGUGCCUUGGCCGCGUUAAUUAGGUGUCUACGAAUGUUUUUCCUAUAUGUGCCUAUGGGAUCUGGUGUGGAGUGUAGGAGGACUGCCUCUGCGUUGAGGUUUCCUUCCGUCCCUGUGAUUUCCCCUAUUUUCUGUAGGACUUCGUCCCAGUAUAGCUUAAUGAGCGAGCAUUACCACCAUAUGUGUAGUGGCGAACCACGUUCAUCCCCGCAUCUCCAGCAUGUGUCAGGUACAUUUGGGAAGAUCCUGUGUAGACUGUCGGGCAUCCUAUACCAGAAUGAAAGAAGUUUAUAGUUGGUUUCUUGAUAUUGGGAGCUCGAUGAGCAUUUAUGGUGUAAUAUGAGGAUCUUAUCCCAUUGGGACGUGGUGAAUUAUGUAUUUAGCAUGCGUUCCCAACGUCUGCGGAAUUGGUCGUUGUUAGUGAGGUGCCCCAAGAGCAUGUGUUGGUAUAAUAGGGAUAUCGCCUUACCUAGGGUAGUCUUGUGAUCGCAGAGCGUUUCGAACCAUGUCAGGUCCCUGUGUAACUUUUCCUUGUCUGGGAGUGUCCGGUAGUAUCCGGUAGCACCUUUCAUUACAAUCCUUACCCCAUUCUAAUAUUUCCCCAUUAGCCCAGUCAAUAUGAGGGUUAUGCUUGCUAAGCCAUGGGAAUCCUAAUAUAAUAGGACAAGAAGGAGAUGCAAUCACCUGAAAUGUAAUCUCUUCCUUAGUAUGUUCUGAGUUGUACAUAGCGGAAGGUUUGUAGGCUAGUGGGUUGGUUGCCUUCCAUUAGGAGUUUAUCCUUUCUUAAUUGCAAGUUCUGUUUAAUUUAGAUUUUCUUAUACCGUGCUAUGUUAAUAGCUUGAUAGGCCCUACAAGAGCCUCUUGUAUGUGUUUAAAGUUCAAUUUACAGAGCAAUUGAUAAAAUAGUUUAAGGUAAAUUACAUCUGAUUGAAAGUGAAACCAUAUUUUUUGCAGGCUGUGUCAAUCAUAGCCAGGGGUGGUGUAGCAAGGGCUGCAUAAACAGAAACAAAGUGAUUUAACUCCUAGAUGGCAGUGAAUUGAGCAGUAAAACCUGAGAGGCAUGAUCUAUACACUAAAACUGCUUAAUUAAGCUGAAGUUGUUUAGGUGACUAUAGUGUUCCUUUAAGAUCAAAAUUGCGAAACUGGGAAAAUCCUCAAUGCCAAAAGGUAGAUCCCCAGACGUUGUAGAACUUAAACUCCCAUGAUGCUUUGCAUGCCUUUAGAAUAACAAAGCUGUAGUUUUAAACAUCUGGGGUUCUACCUUUUGGGCACCCCUGCUCUUUGCUAUGCUUUCAGGUUGGCUAAUCUGGCCUUAAAUUUGAAAUUCACUUUGAAUUCUAACUUUAUUGAGUAACCCUGAUUUUAUUGUUCUCUGAGGAAGCCUCUAAUAAAUAUUAUUUAUGGUCCAAUUCCUGUCUAUGGAUAUGCUGAUGCUCCUGGUCCUGUAUUGAAAGAUGUCCUUAGGCUAGUAGUCAGCAUUUGGUGGUCAGAAGUAAUGGGGAUGUUCACAUUCAGUGUGUUGUACUGUGCCAGUAAUAGUGAUCCAGUGCAUAAAAGGAAACAAAAACAGGAGAUAGUGCUCUCUGUAAUGCUAAUAUGACAAAAGAAGGUAUGCUCACAAAGAAAGAGCAAAUUAGGUAAUGCUAAAUCCUUAAUAGCUAAGGUGGUAUGUUUCCCACCAAGGAAUAUGAGGUACAGGGUCCUCUAGAUAAAAAGUGCUGCUUCCUUGAAUUCCUCUUGUUAUCCUAGUGACCUGGAGGGCAAAUGCCCCCCUUGCCAACAUUUCCCUGCAUAUUUUUAACGAAUAACAGUUAGAUGUUAUUAUGUUAAAGUUAUGCCAUUAAGGAGACAUGUAAACACUAAACACCAAAUUGCAGUUUUUAGUAGACAUCUUCAUUGCAAAAGACAUGCAAAACAGGCAAGCUAUGACUAUAACUGAAUUUCUCGUUACAAUUCAGCACUUUUAGCCUAAAUCUUGUAAUUCAAUUGAAAAUGAACACGUGGAUUCCUAAUGCUAUAGUUUUAAUCUACCCAAUUCCCUGGCGACCCCCCCCAAUUCCAUGGCAACUUUGAAAGGUGAGAUUUACAUACCUUCAGCCCUCGCCGCACUGGUCUCUGUCCUGCAGCUCCACCUUCUUGGUUGAAAUCAUCAAGAUUAAUGAUUUCAGCCAAUCCAAUGUUUCCCCAUAGGGAAGUGGUCUGGGUUCUUUUAGUUGGUCUUUAAAAAUAAAUUUAUUUAUUUUUAACAUUAGUGUUUCAUUUUUUCAUUUAGAUGAAGAGCCCAUUGCUAUACUUACAUAGUAAUCUAGAUUGAAAAAAUAUUCAUGUCCAUUGAGUUUAACAUUUAAAAUCAUUUUAUCCUGUUGAUCCAAAAGAAGGCCAAAAAUUCAAUUUGAAGUAAUGGUCAACUAUGCCACAAAAAGAAACAUAGAAACAUUAUUAUUAUAUUUAUAUAGCGCCAACAAAUUCCGUAGCACUUUACAGUGGGUGGACUAACACACAUCUAAUUGUAACCAGACAGGUUUGACGCACAGGAACAGAGGAGUUGAGGGCCCUGUUCAAUGAGCUUACAUGCUAGAGGGAGUGGGGUAAAGUGACACAAAAAGGUAACGAUAGCAAUAGGGAAGUAGAUUGGUAGAAUAGUAUUCACUGAAGAUUUAGUGUGUGAUUUUUUGUUUUUUUUAAAUGACAAUCAAUUGGGAGCCAUUAACAGUUUAAUUAUUAUUAUUAUUAUUAUUAUUAUUAUUAUUAUUAUUAUUAUCAUCAUUUAUAUAGCGCCAACAGAUUCCGUAGCGCUUUACAAUAUUAUGAGAGGGGGGAUGUAACAAUAAAUAGGACAAUUACAAGAGAACUUACAGGAACAAUAGGUUGAAGAGGACCCUGCUCAAAUGAGCUUACAGACUAUAGGAGGUGGGGUAUUUGAAACAUUAGGACAAGAAGUAUCAAGUAGGAGUGAAGCAGAGCUGGAGGAGAGAGCAAAGCACUGUCCCAUAGGAGAGAGCAGGAGACAGGGAUGUAAGGUAGAGAUUACUCCGGGAGGCCAUAAGCUUUCCUGAAGAGAUGGGUUUUAAGGCCCUUUUUAAAUAAUUGAAGACUAGGGGAGAGUCUGAUGGCAGUAGGCAAGCUAUUCCAUAGGAGAGGAGCCACCCGCGAGAGGUCCUGCAAGUGCGAGUUGGCCGUACGGGUGCGAGCAGCGGUCAGGAGGUGGUCACGGGCAGAGCGGAGGGUACGAGGAGGGGCAUAUCUAUGGAUUAGUGAAGAGAUAUAAGUGGGGCUGGAAUUGUUCAGUGCUUUAAAUGUGUGGGUUAGCACUUUGAAUUGACUCCUAUAGCAUACAGGGAGCCAAUGUAAGGACUGGCAGAGGGGUGAGGUGUGAGAGGACCGGCUAGAGAGGAAGAUCAGUCUAGCUGCAGCAUUCAUGACAGACUGUAGCGGGGCAAUACGGCUUUUGGGGAGACCAAUCAGGAGAGGGUUACAGUAAUCCAUGCGGGAAAUUACUAGAGCAUGGACAAGCUCCUUGGUAGCAUCUUGCGUAAGAAAGGGGCGAAUGCGGGCUAUGUUUUUGAGUUGGAACCUACAGGACUUGGCAACAAACUGGAUGUGAGGCUCAAAGGUGAGACCAGAGUCAAGUAUGACACCAAGACAGCGCGCUUGCAGGGAUGGACUUAUGUGGAUAUCACUGAGUUGAAGGGAGAGCGAGAGAGGAGGAUCAGUAUUAGGAGGAGGAAAGACAAGGAGUUCAGUUUUAGAGAGGUUAAGUUUCAGAAAGCGUGAGGACAUCCAGUCAGAGAUGGAAGAAAGGCAAGCAGUGACACGUUGCAGGACGGCAGGGGAGAGGUCCGGGGAGGAGAGGUAUAUCUGAGUGUCAUCAGCAUACAGGUGGUAGUGGAAUCCAAAAGAGGCAAUAAGUUUACCUAGAGAGGCAGUAUAAAGAGAAAAUAGGAGGGGACCAAGGACAGACCCUUGGGGAACUCCAACCGAGACAGGACGAGGGGAGGAGGUAUCCUUGGAAAAGGAGACACUGAAUGAGCGUUGGGAGAGAUAGGAGGAAAACCAAGAGAGGACAGAGUCACAGAGACCGAGCGAUUUAAGAGUUUGAAGGAGGAGAGCAUGAUCAACGGUGUCAAAGGCAGCAGAGAGGUCAAGGAGAAUUAAUAUGGAAUAGUGACCUUUGGAUUUAGCGGAGAUUAGGUCAUUAGUCACUUUGAUAAGAGCAGUCUCAGUAGAGUGGAGAGGGCGGAAGCCAGACUGAAGAGGGUCAAGGAGAGAGUUGGAAUUUAGGAAGCGAGACACACGGGUAAAGACAAGUCUUUCCAAAAGCUUUGAUGAGAAAGGGAGCAGGGAUAUGGGACGAUAGUUAGAAGGGGAGGAUGGGUCAAGAGAUGUUUUUUUCAGGAUAGGUAUUACAGUGGCAUGUUUAAGGUCAGCAGGAACAGUGCCAGAAGAGACAGAGCAGUUAAAGAUGUGUGUUAGGGUAGGCACAAGACAAGGGGAGAGAGAUCUGAUGAGGUGAGAUGGGACAGGAUCGAGCGGGCAAGUGGUGGGGCGAGAGGAACGGAGAAGCGCAGCCACCUCUUGUUCAGUAGCCAGGUAGAAAGUCUGGAGGGUAGGGAAAGCAAGAUUUACAUGCGGUUGAGAAAGAGAACGGCAAGGAGGGGAGAAUUGUUUCCUUAGCUGUUCAAUCUUGUCGGUAAAGUAGCAUGCAAAGCUAUCAGCUGUAAGGUUAGUUUGGGGGGUGACCACAGCAGGGCGGAGAAGGGAAUUAAAGGUGUCAAAGAGACGUCUGGGAUUGCGGGAGCAUGAACUAAUGAGAGAGGAAAAGUAUGAUUGAUACGCUUUUGUGAAAAAGUGAGUUUUUAAUGAUUUUUUGAAGGAGUGGAGACUGGGUGAGCGUCUAACAGAAAAAGGAAGGGAGUUCCACAGGAACGGUGCAGCUCUAGAGAAUGUGACGGCAGAUAAGAAUCUAGUGGCUGUACGUGUGAGGGCAGGGAAUGAAAGGGAGGGAGAGAAAAAGUCACCUAGCGACCGCCUCUAGUGGCUGUCUGGUAGACAGCCUCUAGAGGUGGCGGUAAUCCUCAAUGGUAAUUAUUGCAGUUUAUCAAAAAUUAUCAAUGAGCUGAAGUGGUCUGGAUUCCUAGAGUGUCCCUUUAACUGAAUUUCUUGCCUUUAUUCAUAAAUACUCAUAGAAACACAUAGAAACAUAGAAUGUGACAGCAGAUAAGAACCAUUCGGCCCAUCUAGUCUGCCCAAUUUUCAAAAUACUUUCAUUAGUCCCUGGCCUCAUCUUAUAGCUAGGAUAGCUCUGUGCCUAUCCCACGCAUGCUUAAACUCCUUCACUGUGUUAACCUAUACCACUUCAGCUGGAAGGCUAUUCCAUGCAUCCACUACCUUCUCAGUAAAGUAAUAUUUCCUGAUAUUAUUUUUAAACCUUUGCCCCUCCAAUUUAAUACUAUGUCCUCUUGUUGUGGUAGUUUUUCUUUUUUUAACUAUAGUCUCCUCCUUUACUGUGUUGAUUCCCUUUAUGUUUUUAUCAUAUCCGCCCGUCUCGUCUUUCCUCCAAGCUAUACAUGUCAAGAUCCUUUAAACUUUCCUGUUAAAUUAUAUCCUGCAAUCCAUGAACCAGUUUAGUGACCUUUCUUUGAACUCUCUCUAAAGUAUCAAUAUCCUUCUGGAGAUACGGUCCCCAAUACUGCCUACAAUACUCCAAGUGAGGUCUCACCAAUGUUCUGUACAAUGGCAUGACAUGUGUAUUGUCGCCUCUGCGGCAUAUGCUUAACAUCAACCAAUCCCCAUAAAAACCCUGACACCAUAUUGAUGGUAAAAAAUGAUCACAGAUUUUAUUGAUAAUACGAUUUAACAAGUAAAAAUUAAGGUCAUUGUCAACACAAUGCCAACAUUGACAUGUAAAUCCAUCAUCCUGCCUUUAUACAAUUAAAACCCCCUGACAAUGACCCAAUCUUACAUAAACAAUGAAUCCCAACAACAUUAUAACACCAUAUAAUAAAUGUUGAAUACUUAACCAUUGCCACCAGUUCACAGUUCUACAAUUGUAGGGGUGUACAGAGAUACCCCUACACACCCAGAUUCUGAGCUACCAACAAGCCUGAACCUACCAAACCAGUCCAAAGGCCUACCUAUUCUCCCUGAAUAGAACAUUUUACUCCAUAUCAAUCAGACCUACCCCCCAACUUUUCUUUCCAUCCGCUGUGACCAAAACAGGAGAAAAUAAAGGGAUGGAGAGUGUGACAAUAACAGGUAGGUGCAGAUUAAUUAAAAUGUCCUUUUAAUCUAAAAUAGGCCCUUUAUAUAUGGCCUGUAAACUCCACCCACAAUGCUAUUUUGAACUAAUCCCACACACCAACUUCACUAUAUGUCUGUCUCCUAGCAAUGUCAAGGCCUACUUCCCUUAGCUACGCUGGUACAUGGGCUACAUGAGCACUUCCCUCUUUCUACUGCUAAUACCUCUCCCUAUACAACCAAGCAUUCUGCUAGCAUUUCCUGCUGCUCUAUUACAUUGGCUGCCUACUUUGAAGUAUUCUGAAAUAAUUACCCCUAAAUCCCUUUCCUCAGAUGUUGAGGUUAGGACUCUAACAAAUUCUGCUUGACUCCAUAACUGCAAUCAGAUUUCUCCUUGGAUCAAUAACAUGUUUACGUGCAAAUCAAUUAUAUCCUUAUAUAUUCUGCUUUUUAAUAAACCUACGCUUAAAAAAAAAAAAAAAAAAAAACAGAUACAGAAUCUGAUCGGAAAACUCUUUGGGCAGAGAAUUCCACAUCUUUAAUAUUCUUACUGUAAAAACCCUUUCCUCUGCUAAAGGUGAAAGCACCAUUCUUCCAGUCUCCAUGGAAUGGAAUAAAUUAGUUUUUCGCUUACUAUGUAAUUAUCAGGGUUAUUUACUAAAGUGAGGAUUCAAAGUGAAUUUCAAACUUUCAAAGUCCAAAGUAGUUGAACUGGAAAAAGUCAGUUAUUUGAAAUUCACAUUGAAUUCUCACUUCAGUGAAUAACCCUGUAUGUAACUAUGUGUUACAAUUUAUUUAUUUUUUAAAGUUGAAAUCGCCAUAAUACUCACCUUUAUUCAUAUAUAGAGCUGAGUGUUCACAGCUGUUGCUCAGACUUCAAUGAAGUCAUAAGGUCUGAUCACUUCUUUCCAAUUCAAUGCUUCUCAUAGAGAAUUAUAACUGUUGAAAAUCACCAUCUUAAAGAGUAAAAAUGUCUACUGACUGUCAGUCUGACAACCACCAGAGAUGCAUUAUUGGUCUAAUGUAAACAUUGCUUUUUAUCAGAAAUGUUAAUGUUUUACACUGUGAGUAAAGUGACAGUGUCUAUGCACCAAAACCACUGCAUUCAGACAUGGUGAUUUUGGUGCUUAGAGUAUCUCUUUAACUAUACUCAAUAUUGUGUUUAGCAAAUAACCCCUAUUUUAAUAAACCACAAGAAGGAAGUCAAGUGGUUUCUGUUUUUCUCCAGAACCACAAGACGGCGUUAUUAAUCCUUGAAGGACUGCACACAUAUCCCAUUAAGGACCACAAUCUGAUCAAUAAAGACAUUGUGCUAGGAUGGUAUAACCUGCUUAUUUUCUAUUUGCGACUCCUUACAGCACUGCAAUUGUUAAAUAAGUGGCACAUGGCAUUGGGAUAUAAGAUCUUUACAGGCCAGACUGUUAUUGGCCCCUAAAGGGACAUUCCAGACCCCCUAACACACUUCAGCUUGCAUGUGUGAAUAGUGUGUCAUCUUUAUAAUUUUACAGUAAGUGAAGAUUUUAGUAGAUGUGUAUAUGUGUUCUUCAGUAGGCCAGGACAUGCAUGUUGCUCCAAGAUUAGGGAUUCUUGCAUUGGGCAAUGUGAGUGACAUAACUAUAUAAUGCAUUGUGAUGUCCAUAUGUCCAUGUUCAUGUCGAUUCAUAUAUAUAAUUUUUUUUGGGGUGUUUACUGGUUCACAAUCUACAAUAAUGUUGGCUUUAUCAAGAUCAAUAUGUUCUGCCAUGUUUUGCCUUCCAUCUUAACUAUCACAUAAAUAUUCCCCUAAUUGUAUGUGCCAUCCCAUACAUAAAUUGAUCUUAUCAGUUCCAAAAGUUCCUUUUCAUUUACAUCCAAGACAUGUCUCUCUCCACCUUCCCAUUUUGUGCGUUUCUCUCUGUACCCCAUUCUGUAUUUCUACACAUAUCAUUCAUAUCUCCCCCAACUUCCCCCUUUGUGUAUCUGCCCAUCCCCCUUUUAUAACUUUGUCAAUUUCCAUCUUACACCAAUUACUUUUUCCAUCUACCUCCACUACUAUAUCAUCCUCAAUCCAUAUCCUACUCAUAUAUCUCCUUCUAUCUCCCUCUGGUGUUUUUCCUCUUUCUUUCUCUUCUGUCCUUUCCACGUUCUUCCCACUUCAAUGUUCUUCUUUCAUUUCUCUGCUGUGUGUUUUUCUUAUGUUCUUCUCAGAUUCUCUACACUCAUAUCUUUCUCUAUCUCUUUCUCCCACUGCUGUGUCUAGUUCGAUCCAUAGAUAUUUAACACAAGACAUAUGCAAAAAUUAGUUUGAGAAAAAUUAACUUAGAUCGGUUCACCCAAAUCAAAUUUCUUAUAAUCCACACCGGAAUUACCUGAUCAAUCUGAGAUUUAGCUGUGUAGUUUUAUUCAAUGAAUAAGAUUCUACAGGUAAAUCUUGGAUGGAUUGAUUCAUUCCAUCUGGAUUUUAGGGUGUCCCACAACAAUCACCGGUGGUGGCUGCUCAUUUGUCAUAAUUUAUUAUAAAAAAUUAAAAAGAGGCCCUGUUCCAAGUGUCCCUCUUCAGGGUAGUCCCGUAAGUAAUGGCAGCGCUGUAAAAACAUAAAACUAUGCUGAAUUUGGUGAUGUAUUUUACUGAUCUCAAUCUUCCAUAAAACCAAGCCCUUGAUCUGAAACUCAAAUACUCAAACACGUCAGUCAAGCCCUGAAUAAUAUUGAGCACCCUCCUUUGCCACAGCGGGACGAAUCCUGAGGAGACCUUAGGCUGCUUCCUAUGGCCCAGAGUUAGACAGGAAUUUGCUUGGCCCCAUUCACCAUCACAAUGUGAAGAAUAAGGGGGGUGGAGGGGAAACCAGUGCCUUGUCUGCCCUUUGCUAUUGCUCUCUUCUAUAGAAUUUCCACAAGAUCUUCAAUUUUGUCUAUAUUCAGCCAUUAGAUACAAUAGCCAUUUAUUGAACCAUUCGCAUUAGAGUAGUCGGGCAUUGAUGUUGGACAACUGGGCAUGGAUAACAGUCUGACUUCCAGCUCAUUCUACUGUGAUACAUUUGAGGCUAUUUCUGUAUUUAUUCAUAUUUGUUUGGUGAACUAUUGUAGUAGCAACAAACCUUUUACAUGCUAGCACAAAACUGUAUCUUUUGAAAUAUUUUUCUAUGUAAUAGUGUUAAGACUGGAAGUUAGAAGUAUAGACAAACCAUACGAACAGUCCUAAAAUAUCAUUCAUCCUCCAUCAAAUUCUACAUGACAGUUAAACCUUUUUGCAUUCAAUAUAUAUUAGUAUCCCCUUAAAUAGAUAAGAACAUUCUUUAGAAAACAUAGUAAAAUUGCAGUAAGUCUGAUUGCAGUAUGAAAUAGCCAUGAGACUCUUAUUGUCAAAGAAGGUGGACCUUAAAAAGAAAGUCUCAUGAAAAGUUGAAGAAAUGCAUGCUUUGCUUUUUAUUGUUAUAAUAUAUGUACUUUAUUUGCUGCCUGAUCUCACCACUAUUUAAUAUGAAAUAUUAGGGUGCCACUUCCUGUUUGCUUUUCUUUAGAACAGAAUUGAAUUAUUCAUUGUUGAGUAUUUUAGAGCUUCCUUAAUAUAAUGGCCCUUCUGGGAUUUUAAGACCCAGCAUUGUAAUGGGUCCCUGAAAUAGUGAGGGUUACACAACCUUAAAGCAAUACUCCAAGCACCAUUGCCAUUACAACCUGCUUUAGUGGUUAUGGUGCCAUAAAUGCAUUGUUGCAGUCACAGUGUAGUUUGUCAAACCAUUUUGCUAUGGUCUGAUAAGUUACCUGGGUCUUGCUGGUUUGCAAACAACUACAUACCCUGCUUUUAGGAUUGUCCUUUAGAUUGGGAUCAAGCCACAGAGCUGAGCAGCCCCAUGUAAGACAGCUCUUAUUGGUUGAGAGCAUCAGAAGAUGCAAUCAGCCAAUGAGAGUGGUCCUGGAUUGGCCAUACUUUAUUCUAUUACAGACAUUCAGUUUCUCCUGCAGAAGACCUAACAGUUCUACAAAUUAUACUGAGAUAGUGCAAGGGCACUGAUUACGGUGCUUGAAGUGUUCCUUCCAAUAAAGUAUGCACAGUAGCGCUAUGAAAUCAGACUUGAAGAGAUACAGAGCCUGCACAAACAGGCUUUGCAUAUUUCUUUUCAAAUCCACUUAAAGUGGCAUUGACCAGCCUGUAACUAUGUACUACUCUUACAAUGCAUAGGUUCCACUGAAAUCAGAAUGAUAACUGUUUCAGUUAUAUGAUAUUCUUAUUGUGCAAUAGAUCAAUAUUAUUCUCUGUUCUCAGACAGAGUGGCCUCGGUCUGGGCAGCACCAUGGCACGUCUGGGUGGCAUUGUGGCACCUCUGGUAAAAAUGCUGGGAGAUUUUUACCCUUUCCUGCCCCUUGUCAUCUACGGAGGAGCCCCCAUCAUAUCAGGACUCAUGGUCUACUUCUUACCAGAGACUGUCAACAAACCACUGCCAGACACUAUAGAGGAAAUAGAGAUGGGGUAAGUGCUUUCAUUCUGCAAGCAAUUAAUCUAAGCACUAUAUUUUACUUGUAGAAUUAUGAAAAAUAAUGGUAUGGUGAUUUAGCAUGAUGGGGAAUUAAUUUCUAAAAGAAGAAAAAGGCUGAUAAUGCAAUUCUCAUUUUUCUCUUUACUAUAGUUAUACAAUUAAUACAGUGUUUUUCUAAAAAUGUGAGGUACAGUGAGGGGAAAAAAGUAUUUGAUCCCCUGCUGAUUUGGAACGUUUGUCCACUGACAAAGAAAUGAUCAGUCUAUAAUAACAACAACAAAAAUCCAGAAAAACACAUGUCAAAAAAAGUUAUAAAUUGAUUUGCAUGUCAAUGAGUGAAGUAAGUAUUUGAUCCACUAUCAAUCAGCAAGAUUUCUGGCUCCCAGGUGUCUUUUAUACAGGCAACGAGCUGAGAUUAGGAGCACUCUCUUAAAGGGAGUGCUCCUAAUCUCAGCUCGUUACCUGUAUAAAAAACACCUGUCUACAGAAGCAAUCAAUUAAUCAGAUUCCAAACUCUCCACCAUGGCCAAGACCAAAUAGCUAUCCAAGGAUGUCAGGGACGAGAUUGUAGACCUACACAAGGCUGGAAGGGACUACAAGACCAUCGCCAAGCAGCUUGGUGAGAAGGUGACAACAGUUGGUGCGAUUAUUCGCAAAUAGAAGAAACACAAAAUAACUGUCAGUCUCCCUUGGUCUAGUGCUCCAUGCAAGAUCUCACCUCGUGGAGUUUUAAUGAUCAUGAGGAAUCAGUGAGGAAUCAGCCCAGAACUACACAGGAGGAUCUUGUUUAUGAUCUCAAAGCAGCUGGGACCAUAAUCACCAAGAAAACAAUUGGUAUCACACUAUGCCAUGAAGGACUGAAAUCCUGAAGUUUGCCAAUGAACAUCUGAAUGAUUCAGACGAGAACUAGGGGAAAGUGUGGUUGUCAGAUGAGACCAAAAUCGAGCUCUUUGGCAUUAACCCAACUCGCCGUGUUUGGAGGAGGAGGUAUGCUGCCUAUGACCCCAAGAACACCAUCCCCACCGUCAAACAUGGAGGUGGUACAUUAUGCUUUGAGGAUGUUUUUCUGCUGAGGGGACAGGACAACUGCACCGCAUCAAAGGGACGAUGGACGGGGCCCUGUAACGUCAAAUCUUGGGUGAGAAUUUUCUUCCCUCAGCCAGGGUAUUGAAAUGGGUUGUGUAUGGGUUUUCUAGCAUGACCCAAAAAUACACAGCCAAGGCAACAAAGGAGUGGCUCAAGAAGAAGCACAAUAAGGUCCUGGAGUGGCCUAGCCAGUCUCCAGUCCUUAAUCCCAUAGAAAAUCUGUGGAGGGAGCUGAAGGUUUGAGUUGCCAAACGUCAGCCUCAAAACCUUAAUGACUUGGAGAGGAUCUGCAAAGAGGAGUGGGACAAAAUCCCUCCUGAGAUGUGUGCAAACCUGGUGGCCAACUACAAGAAACGUCUGACCUCUGUGAUUGCCAACAAGUGUUUUGCCACCAACUAAGUCGAAGGGGCCAAAUACUUAUUUCACUCAUUGACAUGCAAAUCAAUUUAUAACUAUUUGACAUGCAUUUUUCUAAAAAAAUUUUUUUGUUAUUCUGUCUCUCACUGUUAAAAUACACCUACCAUUAAAAUUAUAGACUGAUCAUUUCUUUGUCAGUGGGCAAACAUUAAAAAUCAGGAGGGGAUCAAAUACUUUUUUCCCUCACUGUAUAUCCUAGAAUUCUUCUUUUACACGUACACAUAUAUGUAUAAAAAAACCUAGGUUUCAUAAAGAACGGAAGACCUACCAUGUCAUGGGUUAAUUCCCUCUUAUUCCCCCUUUCACAAUAUAUAAACAUCCAUUUACAGCCAAUUGUAAAGAGUUGUCCAUCAUAUUUAGUCCAUUAAUUUAUUGCAAUUUUUUGAAAAUGUUAAAUAUUCUAAUGGCAGCUAAUGAGCAAGAAGACGUAUUUAUUAUAAACCUCCUGUGUGGGGAAUAACCCCUAGUGAAAUGGGGUCACUAAGUAUUUAAAAUAAAGCAGGGGUUGCCAGGAGAGAGCGAAAAUAGUAUAUUGUCUUGCUAUAGGAGUGGGAGCCUCAGAAUGGGCUGCUAGGAUGUAGAUAGGGGAAAGAAAAGUCAAUAACCCCCUAGAGAUAAAAAUCCUAAUUCCUAAACACCCACAAAGAAAAGAUGAUAAAAACUAUAUACAUAUUAAAAUAAAUGAGUCCUGAGUAGUGAUGUCCCGAACGGUUCGCCGAACGGUUCGCCACGGACUCAUCCUCCCCAGGGACCCCCCCAGACCCUCCCACCUCCUGGACAGCUCACUAAGAAUGCAGCUUCACAAUGAAUGUAAAAUGGAUGCUGUCCAGGAGGUGGGAGGCUCUGGGAGGGAGGGUAUGCUGCUGAUUGGCUGGAAUGUGUCUGCUGAAUGUGAGGUACAGGGUCAAAGAUUACUCAAUGAUGAGUCCGCGGCGAACCGUUCGCCACGAACCGUUCGGGACAUCACUAGUACUGAGUAGUGGUCAAUAUUGAACUAUCUACUAAAUAGUGACUUGAUCACACCACAAAGCAAGGAAACUAUAAAGCCAUAGAAAUUCAGACUUUUUUAUAGUGCCUCUGUUAACCAUGUGGACUCAGGAAACAAAGGACCAUCUGCUAUAUGUAUCAAGUCCGUGAGUAACUUCUGCCUAAAGGUACUGGGCAUUGUUAUGUACUCGAGAGAUUUUGUCCAAGAUGUGCAUGGGCAAAAGAUUUGUUUCGGUUCGGCACUUCCAAAAUUCGGGACUUCGGCAAUUCGGGACCUUGGCAAUUCACUAACCCCUACCCCUAACCCUACCCUAAUUCCUACCCCUAGCCCUAACCCUAACCCUACCCCUAGCAUCCUAAAUUUCCUAAACCCACUCAAGUACCCCCUAACAGUCCACAUAUAGGGAUUACCCAGUUGUGUCUAAGGUGUUUUUAGAAAGGAAAAAAAAACACUUUAGAUACAAAAGGGUAAUCUCUAAAUCCUGGACUGUUAGGGGUUACUUGAGGACUGGGUUGGGAACCACUGCUCUAGACCAUCCUAUGAACAGAAUCUUCCGAGUACAUAACAUUGCCCAGUACCUAUAGGCAGAUGUUACUCACGGACUUGAUCCAUAAAGCAGGUAAGUCCAUGUGGUUAACAGAGGCACUAUAGCAAAGCCUGCAUUUCUAGGGCUCUAUAGUUUCCUUGCUUUGUGAUGUGAUCAUCAAGGGUGUAUUUACUGAGAGGCUGACAAGGCAUUUGCGUUGGGCGGCACUUUCUGGGGGGUGGCAAAAAAGCCCAGGAGCUGGCCUGGCUUGCAGUGGCGGUACUUACCGGGCGGGCGGCGAGGGAGCACUGAUACUCCAGUUCAGCUCCCUCGCCGGCUGCGACGUCACUCCGGCCCCGGCAUCACUACACUGCGCGCGAGGGAGCUGAAUAGGAGGAUCAAUGCUCCCUCGCUGACUGCAGUGACCGGCCGGCUGCCCGGAAGCCCAACUGGACCCCAAGGAAAAUGAGAAUCCACCCCAUCACUCUCAAAGGUAGGGAGGCUGGGGGGAUUGAAUAAAAAAAAAUGUGAGUGUGUGUGUGUCUGUUUGUGUGUGUCUGUUAGUGUGUGUGUCUGUUAGGGAGUGUUACUGUGUGUGUCUGUUAGUGUGUGUGUCUGUUAGUGAGUGUGUUACUAUGUGUGUGUCUGUGUCUGUUAGUGAGUGUGUUUGUGUGUGUCUGUUAGAGAAUGUGUUAGUGUGUGUCUGUUAGAGAGUGUGUUAGUGUGUGUCUGUUAGUGAGAGUGUAUGUGUGUCUGUUAGUGAGUGUGUGUCUGUUAGUGAGUGUGUGUGUCUGUGAGUGUGUUACUAUGUGUGUCUGUUAGUGUGUGUAUUAGUAUGCCUCUAUGUUAGUGAGCGUGUGUCUGUUAGUGACUGUAUGUGUCUGUUAGUGAAUGUGUCUGUUAGUGAAUGUGUAUCUUGUCUAUUUGUGAGUGUGUAUAUCUGUCAGUGAAUGUGUGCGUAUUUAGAAGGCGAGCCAGGGGGUGGUGGGGGGUUGCCUGAGUUUUGUCAUGCCUAGGGCAGCACAAAACCAGAAUACACCACUGGUGAUCAAGUCACUAUUUAGUAGAUAGUUCACUAUUGACCACUACUUAGGACUUAUUUCUUUUAAUAUGUAUAUCGUUUUUAUCUUCUUUUCUUUGUGGGUGUUUAGGAAUUAGGAUUGUUAUAUUCGACAGUAUUAAAAGUUAAGUUUUAUUCUACAUGUUAAAUAUUCUAAUGAUUAUGUAUUUGUUACUUGCAAUGUCACUAGUUUAUGCAACACAAUUGUACAUCAGAAGUGUGAAACGUUUAAAUAAAAUAAAAAAAAAUUAAAAUUUCAUGAUGAUCAAUUUUUUAUAUUAGAGGCCAUUAAUAUGAUUUUAAAAUUCAUUUUGGUUGCAGGAGGACUUUUAUUUACUGUUUAAAGGGCCAGCUAUGGUUCUCUAUAAAUGUUAUAUUGAGUAUAUAUUUAUUAAUUUUUUAUAUAUGAAGGGGACAAAUGGAGGGUCUUAAUUUGUUUUUAACCGUCUUAAUUUCCAGUGAAAUCUACAAACUGUUGGAAUUAAGCGAUAAGGGUCAAUUUGACAAAUUUGUAUGCUUCUUAGACGUUGUGACAUAAAAUGCUGAAAUGUCAAAUCGUAUCAUGCUUUUGGUUAAUGUGACUGAGGACAGCAAAAAAAGAGAGCUAUAUACCAUUGGUGGCAUGGUGGCUAUCUCUACAAUCUUAUUUUACACAUUUGGAUUGAUGAGUUUAGCAGAUGUAGACCCCCUGUUGGUUCACCACUGAUUGGUGGAUAGUCACCUUGCUCUGGUUUGGGUCAAGUACAUGAUCUGCAUACAAUAAGCAUAGAACAAGAAGACUACUGAUGUUUUUUCAAUGGAAAACAACACUUUAAACAAUAAUUUAAAUGACAGUAAGUAAAUGAUUAGGAAAAAAAUGAAAAUAUAGAGUUGAAAAAUUAAAUAAAUAAACUAACGAUGUGCCCAUAUUCAUAAUUGUAAGUGCCCCUAUUCAGUUGUAUUGCAUAUAUAUGAUGGUAUAUUCUUUAUCUUUGUCUUUAUACAGCAAAAAAACACAAAAAAAACAGAAGGAAAUUGUGCCUUUACAGUCGCCGAAGACAAACACUGGACUCCAAGAAAUGUCAGACGGGCAUGAGAAAUAAAAACUCCAUCAUUGAUUGCCUACUUUGCAAAAAGCAAUGAUCUAUUCUUUACUUGAGCUCUUGGGAGGAUACUGGGAUGUAUUUAGUAAGGGAAUAUUGAGGAACUAUGAAGAAUGUAAUUGUAAUAAUUGAUGCGUGUGUAUUAGUUUGAUUUAUGCAUGUGUUUUCGUGUGACUGGGAUAAAUGAGCUGUUAUUUACAUACCUCCGGUGUUUGUAACUUAAAAUCUUAGAAUCAUGUUGAGUUGGUAAGUGCUUGGGAUCACUCAUGUUUGUGUGUUACUAUAGGUGUGCGUCCAUUCUCCAUAAAUCCCAACUGUCCUGAUUUAGUUAUUUUAUUUAGUUUAUUUUGGAGUCCUGUCCCACCAUCUUAACUUAGUUCCCUAGGAUCCCAACUACCAUAGAGCGUUAGAUUACCUUUAGAUGUCUUCUAUUCAACUUAUAGUGGUUAUGAUUCAAUGACUAUAAAAGUGUGAUCCAUAUUACCAUUUCAAGUUGUUUGGCAAACAUUGUGGGAUUCCCCCUCUAUAACCACUGUUUUGAUGAAGAAUUUUAACCUAGAAUUUAUAUUACCCGUACUCACAGCCACGUCUUUACCUUUUAUUCCCAAAGUUAUUUCCUUUAUAUUUCCACCACCAGGCUAUUUGUUUUUCUUUCCUAUAAUUUCUGCAGUGACUCCUUUUUCAUCAUUUCCCUUCAUCCUAGGACUUGAGAGUCUUCUAGCUCUAGCACAAAUUAGUGUAGUAUUGCCUUAGUACAAGUCCAAUGAGAGUAUACAGAAAUGCUAUCACAUCCAUACUCUUCAUUUUAACCAGGUAUCCCCCAUAUAUUUACCUGAAUAUCCAUCUAUAUCCCCCACCGCAGAACGUUCUGCUGGAAUGUUUUCCGAAUUCCUUGACUCCCAAUACUUUUCCUUUCUCUCCUGCACCACCAUACUGUUUAAUUAUUUUGUUGAUAAGGUCUAGAAGGCUGUCAUGAUCUUGUGCAGGUCAGAUAGGAGACUUAUGCCAGGGUUGUAGACCUUAUUGGUGCUAUUAGACAUAUUAUGAAACUCGAGAAAAACUAAGGCAAUAUGCCACAAAACAGGAUACUUGCAAAUAAUAAAGAAAGUCUGUGAUCUCCAGGUAGGGUUGAAACAAAGGCAGGCUGGUAACAGUGGAGGCUGAUAAUAGUGGAAGGCUUGUAACACAGGAUGGCUGGUAACAGAGGCAGAGGUAAAAUCAUAUGUAAGAGUAGAGCAGGUUUGAAGGUAAGCCUGGAGCAGGUUGGUAUGGAGCAGGGUUGAAGACAAGUCUGGAGCAGGUUGGUAUGGAGCAGGGUUGAGGGUAAGUCUGGAGCAGGUUCACAGGAGCCAGGAACUGAAGUCUUUCAGGCAAAUCACCAACUUCAAUGUAAAGGCCUUGAGGUUAGUUGGGUGUAGCCUUUUGUAGCUGAAGCAAGUAAUUAAACAUGAGCAGGUGAGAUUCCAGAACUAGAGGCAAGGGAGACCACUAGUGAUAAAUAAUAAAAUCAGAGAAGGAAAUUGUUUUAAAGGAACAUAAAUAAAAAGGAACAGAAGUCAAUCCAUUUCAGAAAUCGGACAGAUUUUGUUACCACUGGCACAGUCUCAAUUUUUAUGCACUCUAAUGGCAUGUCACCAUGAGUGUGGCAUCAUAUGGCCGUGCACCCAGUUAUUAUGAUAACUGCUAAGUAGAGUUUUGAAAGGGGGGCCCAUUCUGUGGUUCACUCUCUUCUCAAUAGGUGAAAGACAAUUUAGGGGUACACCAUUACUGUUUUGGUACCAGUUCCUGCACUAUGUUUUUAUAUUCAUAAAGCCUCCUAAACUCAUUCAUAGUGAAGCCUUCCCGCAUUUGCUCUCCACAUUAAAAUUGUAAUUAAAAUAAGCUUUUUUUUUUACAUCAAAAAGCAUCCUAGAUCUUUGACUUUCAUAGACAAACAGUACCUAUGUUUUGUUUUCCAUAUGAACAUGAACCCUGGUCUACAUUUUCCGCAUACAAAAUAAUCCUAUGAAUUUGUUUUCUUCGUGUAAUCAGGUCCACAAAUCUUCCAAAUUAAGUGUUCAUAACCUUUGAGAAGAUUUCUUAGUUUUUUUUUUCCCACGCUGAAGAAUGUUCAGAAUAUUAGAAUGUAAAGAUAUAUCCCUGAGUGUGCAUGCUACUACACUGGAGAUAUCCAGAAAUAAAUUAGAAAAAGGGAUGUAUAUGUGCUUUUAUAUCAGAUCUCAUGGAUAUCAUUAUAUAAAAACAUGACGGCAACUAAUGUAUGUCUGCCAAUAUUCUUGGAGGGGGAAACGUAUCAUAAAAUAUGUUUGAGAGGCGAUGCAUGUGACAGUGACAUAUCCCUAAUAAUAAGAACAUGAGAGGCUAUUGAUGUGCUUGUGUGUACGUUUUGAUUUAUUCUCUAUAUUAAAGUGGUAUGAAUGAUGUCUCUGUUUUGACAAGUGCUUUGUUUGUGGUUGUGUGUGUAAGUGCCUCAGUUACAAAGUAAUUAGCUUUCAGAUCCCUUUGCUCAAGUCUGUGUAAAUACAUUAAAAUGGUUGGAUUAAA
This is a messenger RNA of Pelobates cultripes (western spadefoot toad), 51207 nucleotides long. The record is from the annotation of a GenBank genome assembly. Lineage: Eukaryota; Metazoa; Chordata; Amphibia; Anura; Pelobatidae.